Xyrichtys novacula (pearly razorfish) is the source of this 54941-nucleotide messenger RNA. NCBI's taxonomy places the organism in Eukaryota, Metazoa, Chordata, Actinopteri, Labriformes, Labridae. The record is from the annotation of a GenBank genome assembly.
AUGAUAGUCUUAAACCUCAGUAAGGGGUUCCUGCUGCUCCUGCUGUUCUGGACCUUCUCAGCCAUUAUUGAAGCUGCCGGCAUUUCAAGUGCAGAAAGACCAGGAAGGAAUCAGAGGAGAGGAGGAAGAGGAAGCACCGGCGGUGGAGCAGAGAGGAGGAGGAAGUACCACCGCAUCCAGCAUGGUCAGUGCAGCUACACCUUCAUCCUGCCGGAGCUGGAGGGGUGCCUGGGCGGAGGAUCACCAGCACAAAGUGAUCAAUAUGGCAGCUCUCGAAGCGGGAGCGUUGUGCAGAGAGACUCGCCGCGGUUAGAAGGAGAAUGGUCGGCUCAGAAACUUCAGCAACUGGAGAGCACGAUGGAGAACAACACACUUUGGCUGCAAAAGGUAAGAAAUGCGUUGUCUUCUGUUUUUUCUCAUGCAAAGAUCUUUAGUACGAGCCUUUAUUUGAUUUGUAUGAGGAGACAAACAGGGUGACAGUCCGAGAGUAAGAAAAGACGUGCACGGACUGAAGAGGUUCGCAUCUGCAUGGAGGACAAAUAAAGGAAUCAAUGAGUGUUUCAGUUCUUCUCACGCAGAAUGUACCACAAAUAAGAGUGCUGACUGAUGCUCAAAACCCUUCAAACACAGAGACAUAUCUGACAAUCAGAUGGCUGGCUUUAGGAUUCCUCUCGCAGAGAUGUCAUUUCUCUUAACAUCUGUGUCCGCAGUAAAGUUUCAAAAAGUUAUUUCAGGUUGUAAAAGCACAUUUUCUUGCUGUGUGACUGGAUUGUAGAAAAAGGAUCAAAGUUUCAGGUUGUGGCUCUGGAUGAUCGGCAGCUGUUUUCAAUCAGGAGAGAACAGAGGGAGCUUUCCCUGAUGAUGUCCUCUCAGACUGUAGCUCUUCCAUCUGUGCUUUAAGUGGAGCUCUGCUUGUGUGGUGCACAAUCAAAACCAUCUUAAAACCCUAUUGCUCCAUCACUAAAACUUUUAUUCUGAUUUUGCAGAAAGAUUUACUGAUUAAGAACAAAAGAACAUCAAAUUUGAGAUUGGAUCCAUCCAAGCCUGAACUUUUGGUUGAAGGUUGGAGUUGCAGUUUUUAGUUGAGAGGAGUUGUUCUUCUUCUGUUUUCUGUCAUUUGAUCUUUAUUUCUUCAACUGACUUCAUGACUCCUGUUAAAGACAUCAUCACAACUUCUCUGAUCUGCAGACUUCGCAGUAUGUUGCCUGUGUGAAUCAUGGUAUCUUGGUUAGCUUGUGCUUCACUUAAAAACAGUUCUUGGUGAUCUUCCAGAUCAAGCGCAGACUGAUCAACUAGUAAUAUCCUCAGUACACCAAAAAGGGUGUGAAUGAUAAAAGAUCAACUUCACUGUUCUGCAGCAAAACUUUACAAAGGUCUUAGGAUGACUAAGUGGUAGUUAAGCAGCGCACAAUCUGGGUGCUAAGUCAGAUGCAGGGUUCCAAGAGGUUGGAUGGAGUUCUUCAAUUAUCAGGUGUGUUUUGGGUGUAACACGAACCAAAUCAUCUAUGUUCUCACUUUCUUUAUAAAACAGAUGUUCCUUUGAGCUGGUUUGUAGGUAUUUAUACAUUGAAUUAAAGUCUUUUAACCUAAAUAGACCUCAGGCUCCACCUGGCAAGUUUAAAAUCCCAUCCUCGACCGUGCCUCUAAACACAAAGAAAACAAACACAGACAGGGCGCUGAUAGCAUGGUUGUUUAGGCACCCCAUGUAUGGAGGCUAUGGUCCUUGCUGCAGUGGACACUGGUUGACUCCCAGCCUUGAUCCUUUGGUGCGUGUUUUCCCAGACCUUCUACUUCCCACAUUUUCUGUCUCUGUUCAGCUAUCCUAUCAAAUGAAGCCAGAAAUUCUCAAAAAAUAACAUAAAAAGGCAACAAAACAACAAACAAAUCCAAGCCACUUUGCCACUAUAUACAGAUUGAUGUUAUAAAUCAAAGUUUAUCCUUCCUAAAAUAUCAUGUUGUGUCAUAAAUUGUAUUUUGUAAAGUCCAUUGUUUGCUGAUAUGAUGAAGAGUUUGUAUAAAUGUAUUAUAGGGACUUCAGUAGUUUGUAUCCAGACCACACAGUGUCCUCCCAGUGUUCCAGCUCUUGCAGCAUCUCUCUCUCUCUUUCUCUCUGAUGGAUAAUCCGCCUCUGCAGAUGUGCAGGUUGAAGUGAUUUGGUUGCAGCAGGUGAUGUUGAUCCACGGAAUUAGAUUAGUGAAGAAAAACAUUUGUGAAAGGAGAGUGUGUGCGGGGAGUCUCCAUUUGUCAUCAUUAGGAUCAUUUGGAUGUAACAGAAGAAAUGAGCGCCGCCCCGGCAUGAAUGAUGCUUCUGUUUCAGGGUUGAGGGUCUGAAUGAAUCAUCAAGCUAACAGGAGGAAUGCAGAUUUACAGCAGAUUUAUUUAGCUCUCUAAACACCAGCUCUAUCCAUCAUGGCCUCCUGAAACUGCAGGGUGGUACUCCGAGAAUGAAAACUGUAGAAUAAAGACCUUUUAUUUGACAGAACCAUUACCAGUAAUGAACAAGAAGACUUUCAGGGGCGGAUAAACUGUAAUUAGAGAAAUCAAAUUUGUAAGUUUGGCCUCUUAGAUCAAUAAAAGGCGCUUUAAUUCAACAGUUCCUGACCUUAAACUGGACCUGGAGUUAGUACCUGCUUCUUUCAGCUAAAAAUUUCUUGAAAAAGUUCCUCUGACAAGAACAGGUUAUUGAUUUCUUUCAAUGACAAAGAGUGUUUAUGGCUGACUUCAAUCAAGAUGACUUAACAUUUUGAUUUCCACCCUAAAUGAUCAUUCAUCUGGAGCCACCCUCAAGUGGACUCUCUAGGACCUGCAGUUCUGAGCACUUCACCAUCAGCUUCAUUUCUCAAGAUUAAGGUUGCUGUUUGGUUUGGACACAGAGCUGUUGUAAUAGCGGCAAAAACAUCAAACGUCAAACAUUAAACAGUUGUGUCUUUAAUGUCAACAUGCAUCUUGAAAAGUUGGUGAAUAAAAAUGAGAAAGUCACACAGAGGCAUUUGAAAGGAUUUGUUUAAGUGGUGCACUUGUUGCAGAUAAGUGAAUAGGUUAACAGCCGGUUAUGAGCCUUUUGCUUGUAUUUUAAGUGUCAGAUCAGAUGGACAGUGGAGGAAAUAUAAUGAAUUUUAAUGUUUAUCAAUCCACCCACCAACAUUUUGCUUUGUCACUGCCCCGUUACGAAAACCAAACCUGUGUCUGAGUUCUAUUGGUAGCCAUGUUUACAUGGGCAAAAUUUCUUGAUCCGAUUUAAAAUUUGAGGGAUCAGAAAUUCUGAAUCCUCUGUUGAUAUGGGUGCAAAAUCGAAUAAUCCGAUCAUGAUGUGCGUAUACAUGUCAUGUUUUAUUCAGAUUGGAAGCAUUUGGACAUGUGCAGAGUUGUCUAAUUUCUCUAAAACAACCAUAGAAGAGGAAGAGUUGUAUUUACACCUGUGCUGUCAACGAACCAACAAACGCGGUAGUCGCUCACUUCAUCCAACUCAGGAUUUUCCCUCUGUUAUAUGUCGUCUCUAGAUGCCGUCAUGUUCUCCAUUUUAGAUACCAGUGAACAACCGUCCCUUUUCAUACGUCACCAUGCAACCUUCGUGUUGGUAAGUUAUUGCGAUGCGAAUAUUUGUGUCUUAUCUGCGCAUCUUAUCCUGUCUUUGCAUUGACCUAAUAUGUAAUUCAUUGGCACGAAUGGUUUUACUCACGCUUGGGGUGUGGAGACAGUAAUGCUGCAGGAUUAAAGUCCAUGUCCUUGGACCAGACCUUCACACAUAAACAGUUUGAUGACUCAGCUCACAUUGUGACUGAUAUAAAAUAUGAUUUUUAAAUACUUUCCAGUUUAAAACAUCAAUUUUUUCUGUCCUUCCCACAGAGGUGAAUUCUUUCUUUUAUUGCAGGUGUUAGGGAGGACCGAGUUUCUUUGCGUCAAAGAUGUUAAUCUGCAGAGUUUACAUUCAGAGUGGUGCUUCACUGGAUGAAAGCUCCAGGUGUUUUUAAAAGGGCCAAAAUGUGUGUGUGUGUGUGUGUGUGUGUGUGUGUGUGUGUGUGUGUGUGUGUGUGCAUCUAAAAGAGAUUAAUGCAUACCUUACAGAAGCGCUUGCAUACAUUUGUGAGUGUUUUCACCACCCACACUGUUAAACCUCAGAGGAGACAUGGGUCCAGUCCAGGGCUGAGACAUGCAGCAUCCCAGCAGGGUGACCUUUGACCUUCAGGGUUCAGAGAGGGUUAGCCGUCAGUACCUUAUCACUGUCUCUGUCAGACACAUCAGCUCACAUGUUUUGUUUAAUCACAGCGUUGAUUUAGUUCAGUUGGAGAUAGCUGUGUCUCCACUUGGUCUCACUGUCUCACUCUGUCUUUAACCUUCACCUCCUCUGAGAGUCUCAAAGCUUCAGAGAAGUCGGGGCUCUCUGGAGCUUAAUGAAUGAAAUUACUCAUAAAGGAAUCUCUGUGAAGCUCAGUUAAACAUCCACAAUGACCACAGUUUUUUCAGCUGCAUGUCUUCAAGAUACAUACUCUUUAAACUUUAUUACAGAUUAAUAUCACACACUAUUAAAAAUGUUUUAUAGCCUUCUUGACUUUUUAGAUAGGACAGAGCACAGAGAGAGGGAAUAUGGAAAAAAGAAGAUGACAUACUGCAAAAAGAUGAGGAGUGGAGUCAACUCAGUGCUGCUGCAUCCAGGACUUGGUGUCUGUUAUUUAUUUAUUUAUUUAUUUUGUCUCCCUGCUCUCCUCUCUCCAGCUGCAGCCGCAUGAAAGUUUGUACUGCUGCAGCACAGCAUGUUGAAGGUAGAGCGGUCCAUAUUGAAAUUUAAAGACUUCCUCCCAAACUUUGUUGUCGAUCUGAGCUCAUAAUUUUGAAGUGGAAGUUGAAGCUGUUUGAGGGGAGGGACACAGCACUAACACAGGAGGGGAGAUUGAGAAACAGCAGGUGCCAACAUAUCUUCCAGGCUUGAUUAUCAUAAUUUUGCAAUAGUGGGGAGCCAUACUCGUAAUGAAAGGUGAAACCUUACUAAUAAGCCAGCUCUAGCUUGGAGUCAAACUCAAGGCUGCUGCAUGGAGGACUUACUCAGAACAUUUACAUGAUACUCGAGAAAACCGAAUUAUUGCCUUACUCCGAUUAAGACCGGACAACUGAAGUGCAUGUAAACACCUUAGUCCGACCAUAAUUGGAGUUUGAGAACUCCAACUAAGCCACCCAGAUAAUACGAUUGGAAUUUGAUUUUCUCUACCAACAAGCGUAACCAGAGUAUAAUUGGACAAUGCAUGUGUCCGUGUGCCACGCCCCCAUAACCCCGGAACAACAACUGCAACAUUGCUGAAGCAUGAAAGAAUGUCCACUUUUGGAAGGAUGAGGAGAGUGCCGUUAUGCUUUACAUCCUAACAGAAAUUAACAUUUGAAAGUAUAUGGACAUUCGCAGAACAGAGAACAGAAACAUCUUUAAAAAAGGCUGAAAAUACCCAUAUUGCCCUCUAGUUUUAGGGCAGAGGACACAUUAACGUCAAUUAUUCGAUAUUCUCAGCUGCAUGUAUAUAUGAACAAGUAGAGAAGUCCGAUUUGGCGAAAAACCUAAUUAUGAGCUUAGUCCGAUUAAGCUGUGAAAGAGACACGGACUAGUACAACUGAGCUGAACUUGCAGCACUUAAAUCCUGCUUUACAAAAAUGAAACUAAUCAUUAAGAAUUGAUAAAUGAAAAAAACUUAGUUUGUAAAUUUACACAAAGUUGUAAAUCAGAAAAUCAUAAUUAACACAAUAAAGUUGUAAAUUAAAGCUUCAGUAAGAAACUAAAGUUUGUGUCAGUUUUAGUCCCCCCUGUGGACAAGGCGGUCUCUGCCCAUAUUGUCCUAUCCAUACUCAGGUAGCAUCUUUUGACAAAAAGUCUCAUCCUGCUGACUUUUGACAAUCAAAUGUUCAUUUACUGUGAAUAUUUGUCAUGGAAAAGUCAGCUUCAGUGAGCUUUCUGCUAAUGUAGCCCCUUUUAAAGCAUUUAUGUACAAUAACUGUUUCUUGAUCAUCUAAUGCUUUUUAUGGUAAGACUAGCACCUCUUUCCUUCCUGCUACUUCCCUAAACCUUAUCUGUGGUCAAAACAUAAUCUUUUUUCUAUCUUUGAGUCAGAAACAGUAAUCACAGUUCAAAGUGUCAGGAUGUUUAGCUGAAGUUAAAGUCAUGGUUUGGUUUUGGAGGGCGCUGCGGCUUUGAAGUUGUUGUUGGUUUUCAGAGAGAGUGUCUGUGAACAGCAGUGAGCGAGGUGGUUAACGGGAGGCUGUUUAGUUUUCUGCCAAAUGACUGACUUCAAAUGGACCUGUGUCAGAAACAGAAACAGAGAGAGGAGGGCCAAGGUCUGAUCACAGUCUAGAUAUCAACCUCUGCUGCUGUUUGAUGUGCACAGAGGUUAUUUUCAUGAUAACCCUCUGCAGAAAGACAAAAAGAUGAAAAAAAAAAAAAGCAAAAAAAAAAAAAGGGUCGGCACUGAAUGCAUAUUUCAGUGCAUGAAGAAGGAACAGAAAAAACAUGCUGUUCAGCUGAGUUUUUGUUCAUUUGGAGUCAAAAUCAUGAAGUCCAAAGACGUCAGAUUAAAGCAGCGUGGUUAUGUCACAAUCAAACACCAUGUAAACUCCAUUAAAAACACAAAAAUACAUCAUCAAUAAAUUGCAUCAAAUUGCAGGUGUCAAAUAUUGAUAUUUUUAUUUACAAAAUAAAAGUCUAUACUCCACUCAUCGUUGUAUGUGAGUACAGUAAAUAGAUCUGCUCUCUCUGUGAAGAAACACCUGGUUUUAGCUGCAGCUCUGUGCUCCAUCAUCCUUUACAGGAACACAUCAAACAGCUGAGACGGAGCUCUCUGACAGCACUAAUAACAGACUAAUGACGGCUAUUAUCUGACUCCUGCAGUCCAAACACGACUGCAGAACACUCAGCCCUUAAUCAUCUGCAACUGUAUGUAACUCUGAAAGAGCAACAAAGUGCAAAAACCAGGAGAGCUGACUCCAUCUGAACAUGAGAGUAAGAGUUAAGUCAAGCACUGCCUUAGAUAGAGGGUUUACUCACAUCUCGAUUUUAUGGAUUACACUUAUGAUGAAACCACAGACUGUAGACAAAGAUGGACCAAGUGUGUUCACCUUGUGUAGCUGUGCAAAAACAAGACAAAAAUAUUCAUGACUUCUUGGUCUGGUGUCGCCAUUUGGAAGCGGCAAACUGAUUCAACUAAGUAUAUCUAUAUUUAAUUAAAUACACUACAAAUAUAUUUAAUUUUUAAACUGAUAAACACUGAAUGACUGUGACCUUUGACCCCUCAGGUAGCACUGCAUUAAAAACCCUCACCAUUCUGUAAAGGAUUUUACCACGUUGGCUCAGGAGGACUUUAGAAAACCAGUGUUCAUGAACACAGUUCUCCACUACAUCUAGACAUUCAAACUCUACCAUGCAAAGACAAAUACUGAUAUCAACAACAGCCAGAAACACCGCCAGCUUCUCUGGACCCGAGCUCAUCUGAGAUGGACUGACCCAAAGUGGAAAAUUGUGCUGUGGUCUGAGGAGUCCACAUUUUAAAUAGUUUUUGGACACACAGACACGUUCUGCACGUGUUACAACAGCAAGGCUUCGUAGUCAGAGAGUCCAGGUACUAGACUGGCCUGUCUGCAGUCCAGACCUGUUUCUCGCUGAAAAUAUGAAGAACAACACAGACACCAUACUGAUGAGCACCUGAAGCAAGAAUGUGAGAGAAUUUACCUCCAAAGCUUCAACACUCAGAGCCUGACAUACUAAGAUCCCAAAUAAGGAGCGCUAAACUGCAUGUGCAAAGUAAAGAAAUUGCAUGUGCUAUCAGUGGGCGUGUUGAUCCUAUCCUACGUCCUAUGUGUGCGCUAUUGAUAACAGGCGUUAUCCCUAUUUCAAUGAGGAUUUUGUGUGCACUGCUGUCACCAUGGAGAGUUUGGGAGAGCAGAGUGGCUGUAAACGAAAAAUGAAGGUCUUAGAGGAGGAGGCAAAUAAACACACUGGUGAAUGCAUUUUAGGAGGCAAUAUGUGAAAAGGUGAAUACUGUGAGCAAAACCAGAGGAUCUGCCAGUUAAAUAAAAAGAAGAUGACAAAACAUCCACAGAAAAACAAAUAAAAAACUUUCUCUUUAUAAACCUCUGCAAAAUAAAACCAGUGGGGGACCUGUAGAGAUCAGCCCUUCGGUCAUCCAGCUGCUCAAAAAUAGCAAUGCUGUAUAGACGAUACGUCUCUACUAUUUCUAUUUCUAACAGUCCAAAUAUGUUGACAUGCGCACGGAAGAUUCUCUCCCUCCGUCAUCUCUCAUUGCACCUCUGCCUCUGUCUCGCCACAAUGACCACAACCGUUUGUGCGUAACACUGUCUCAGUUUGCACCUGUGCUAAAUAUAGACACAAAAACAACCACUGCGGUUGCGAAAUGAUUCCAUUUGCAUCUUUCCUCCUUCGCGUAUUUUGUGUGUUUUGAUGAUCUACAUACUUUCUGCAUAUUCAUGAAGGCAAGCACGCUAAAUGGAUUGCGCGUGCUAUUUGGCUCAUUUGAUAGAUGCAAUCCUUGGUGCAACUGGUUAGAAGAUCAACUUUGUCUACCAAGAUUGCAUGUUUUUUUACGCAGGCAAACCUUAAGAGAUCAGGCCCUUAGUGUCCUCAGUUCACAAACACUUCUUGAGAGUUGCUCAAAAAAAGCUGUGAUGGUUUUUGAUGGCUAAAGAGACACUGAAGCUGUCAAAUGACAUGACGGCUGUAAACUUACUUGUCAUUUUAUUUACUUAGUUUACAUGGACAUUGGCGCUUAGCAUUAAUGGCAAAAUGCUAAUUUGCAACAUAAUGUAAUGGGACACUUUUUUAGAAGACAAGAAAAACAGUAAGAAAAGACAAAACUGUUAAAAAUACAACUCAGCUAUAAAGGCAAGGCUGAUUUUAGUGUGAGUACAAAAACAGUCAAACCUUGUUGGUCUGUCUGCUCAUAUUUCGUGUGUUGACUCCACUGUUUUCCAGCCAUCUUUAGCAGCAGCUCUGAUUCUGGCUUUAACCACACACCCACUGCUCCCUGAAGGAUGAAUUAACAGCUGAAAGGUUUUCUUUGCUGGGACUCUCUUUGAGUUUACCUCUCUGUUGGGAGCACUCAGAGAUGGUUUUUGAGGAUUGUAUGCAAAGCUGGGAAUGUUUGGGAACACUUUUACGGCAGCAGGCGGUUUUUAUUAUGUUUCAUAGAGAGUUUGAAUAGUGUAUGGCUGAUUUAAACGUCUCAUUAAAAGGUUUAUGAUCUGAUAAUGUAAAGUACAGACGCUCUGAUAUGUACAGACUUGUGGUGACCAGAGUGUCAAACCUAAACCCUCACACAAAAGGCGUCACUCGAUUAUUUAGCACCUCAUUAUUCCAGCUCAGCUUGUUCUGUGGUUUCAUGAGACUGGAUUUUAUGAGAUGAAAUAAAAAUUGAAAAGACACUGAGUGUGCUUGACUUCAUGAUAGCAGAUCCGUAAAAUGGGAGUGGAGCUGAAAAUUAAAAACAAAAAGCAGCCCUUCAGCAGGAAACUGGCUUACAGAGGAAGUGGCUGUGGUCAAGAGUGGGAGAGUGUGUGUUUCUUUUUGUGUGUCAGUGGGUAAAGUAUUUCUGUGUAAAUAUGACUAACGCGGGCAUCAUUAAAAACACAAAUACAUAGACACGGGGCAACACGCAUCUGCAAACUGAAGCAGAGGUCCUUACAUGGUAACGGAAGACCUGAUGAACAAGCAUGUGUACUAAAUAUUGAUCCAGUAUGUCAUCUGUGGGCUGGCUCUAUUGUUAGUUGCAGACAGUCUGGGCUCUGUGACAUGCUCUUGAGGUUUCCUUAUUAAGAGGCCGAGUGCCUAUUUAGUGUACUAAAUUGUGGGUAAAUUCCAAGAAACUGCAUGCUUUGUUGGUGUGUGUUUUGUAUUUUCAUCAUCUUGGAACAACUGCAUGAAUGACGUCAGGUGCAAAGACUGCAGAGGUGGGGGUAUCUAAAUCAGGCUUUUGCAUGGUUUACACUAUGGAGAGUUUCAAAAGGAAGUGGACUGACUGCAGGUGCAAGAGGAAAUCCAGAGAUGAGUGUGUGAACCUUCACUUUGUGCUGCUUAGAGCUGCCCUCUCUGGAGCUGAAAUCUGUCCACAUACACAUCGCAAAUGUGAGGCUGCGUCUUAGCAGAGGUUUCGUAAGAAAGUGUCCUCAGACUUUGUUUCAGCUGUUUUUUUAUUUUUCCUCCUCUUGUCGUGACAGGACAGCAGCAGGUUUAUCUCUUCUCAGCGUCUCUCUGACCACAUGUGUUUCAUUUUCAGGCCCAAUCACUGACUGACUGAACUCUGCUGUAGACAGGAAAAGGAGUUUCACAGAUAGACAAUUUACGGGAGUUUCUUUCAGUGAAAUCCAGGUCAGCCCUCUGAAUCUCUGCAGCUGAUAACUGGACUGUUAUCAACACUGAGAGAGAGCGACAGAGACAAACUUCAAACAGGCUGAAAGAGAGACACAGAGAGAAGUUAAGAAAGAAAGAAAGAAAGAAACAAAAGAAAGAAAGAAACGAAAGAAAGAAAGAAAGAAAGAAAGUAAAAAGGGAGAAAAAAGGAAGAAAAAGAGCGAAAGGAAAAAGGAUCAGUGGCGAAAAAGAAAAAUGAAGGAGAAAAAAGGGGGGAUAAUUAGAAGGAUAGAAAGGAAGAACACAAGAAAUAAAGUAAAAAGAAAAUAAGUCUACUAGAAAUAAAGAAUCAAGACAAAAAUAAAAAAGUGAAAGAAGGAAAACAAAAAGUCUUAAUGAAAUAAAACAGCAAUACAAGAAAGAAAGAAAAGAAAAACAUUUUGAAGCUUAGUGAAAUACAACAGCAAUACAAAAAAGAAAGAAAAAUAGAAAAAAGUGAAAAGGGAGAAAACAGAAAGAAAAAGGGGAAAAGGAAAAAAGACCAGUAGUGAAAAAGAAAAAUGAAGAAAAAGAAAAAAGGAGGGAAAAAAGAGACAAAUAGACAGAGGGAAUGAAAGAAAGAACAGCCUAAGAAAGAAAAAAGGAAAUGAAAAUAGAAUCAAGACAAAAUAUAAAAAACAGAGAGAAGGAAAACAGAAAGUCUUAGUAAGGAAAACAGCAUUACAAGAAAGAAAGAAAGAAAGAAAGAAAAGAACAAUGAAUUAAAACUUAGUGGAAUAAAACACCAAUACAAGAAAGAAAGAAAGAAAGAAAGAAAGAAAGAAAGAAAGAAAGAAAGAAAGAAAGAAAGAAAGAAAAGAACAAUGAAUUAAAACUUAGUGGAAUAAAACACCAAUACAAGAAAGAAAGAAAGAAAGAAAGAAAACUGUCACGUUUUUUUUGGGAACAUCAGGGACUCCCUUAAAAACCUCUUAAACACUCGGUCCUUACUCUCUCAAACCCAGAAACACUGAAAGUCUGUCUCAGUUGGAUGUGCUUUUUCUUUAUAUUGACACCUUCUACUGCACUGAUUCAUUCUUUGGUUGUCUGAUGAUUUGACUGUUCAGUGUCAUUAUUUCCUGUCUGGGUGCAGUCUGUUCUUAAAAUGAGACGCAUAGUGGUGGUGCAAUGGACUGAUUUGUAGUCUCCAGAGGGUUGGGUAAUAAAUUAGAUAUAUUAGAUAUUUAGGAUUUCAGGUUGGACUGCCCCUGAAAUUCAUGUUUUUAUCAAUAGGCUUGAGGAAAAGGUGUUUGUUAAUGAGGAAAAAAAACUAGUAAGAGUGAGAGACACAGAAAGAGAAACAAGGAGAAGUAUGGAGGAGAGAGGCCUCACAGAGGAGGAUGAGACAGAGAGAAAGUUCAACCCUUUCAGACAUGUUGCCUUUUUACCCAUAAAUCACCUGAGAGAGACUGACAGGGCGAGCAAAGAGGACGAGAGAGAGAGAUAAAGUGAGAGUAGAUAAAGAGAGGGGAGGAGGAGAGCCAGAAACAAAAGGAGCCAGAGGAGAGGCACACGCACAAUAAAGAAGUAGAUUUAUAUAAUAAUAAUAAUAUGGUGACGGUUUAACAUGAUAUGAUAAAAACUAGGAGGAAGUGAGGCUGCAGAAGGCUCAUAUAAAAUCAGCAAAGGAGUGAAGGUGCUGUCAGACAUUUGACAUAUAUGGGAAUUCACAGUGAUUAUGGCCUGUUUGUCGUUAGAGUGUUGUAAAAGUCAGUAAAGCAAACCUUUGAUAAAAAACAAAGGGACCUAUAGUGUUUCUUAUGACAUUACAGCAAUUUACUUUUGGGCUGCCAAACUAACAAAAUUUAACAAGAUUUUUACCUCUGUACAUUUUAAACACAUUUGAAGUAAUCCUACAAAUAAAAAUAUGAAGGCUGCAAUUUUUAGGAGCAAAAUUUCCCCAGGGACCCACUUAAAUCACUACCUGAGGGGACUCAUGGCACUGAAAGCCAACACUAUAGCGGGUCCAUCCUCUUGUUCUGUACAGUAUGCACCCCAGCCUCACAUACAGUACAUCCUCAGUGUAGCUGCAAAUAAAAAAAAAAAUAAUAAAAAAAAACAUCCUAAAAAUCAUUUCGCCAGUCCUUAUGUCUUGUGGGCUGCAGGGUUUACGAAACAUGGUUGAUAAGUUAAUGCACUCAUCAUCCCUCCACAAUCAGCUUCUCUGAUUCUCUUUGGACGUCUAUAUUCUCCGGGUUCAUUUGUCGAUUAUCUUUUCCCAGAGAAAGGCUGCUGUCAGCAGAACAGCUGGAACAGAAACAAACCCACACUUAGCCCUCAUUCCCAUUGCUGUCCUCAGAGCUCAGUCUGCUCUCUGUGUGUGUUUGCAGAGUUUAUGCAUGUACAUGUGGGAAUAUUUGCAUGCAUAAGUAACAGUUAUGUAGUCUUGAGGAGUACAAAUGUGAGACGUGUGUAAGGACAGGACAGAAUGUUUCUUUCUUUCAAUUUCCAUCCAUAAAGUGCAGAUGUAAGGGCUGACAGCUGCUGAUAUAAUGCAGAAACUGACUCAGUCAAUUACUAACUUCAUACUCUCCUGGAUGAAAAUUCAGGCCAGCAUGAAAGGACCAAGGCUGCAGUUCUUUUAGUGGCCACAAGAGGCACGAGUCAUAAUAUCCAAAUGACAAGCAAGUAUCUGUUUUGCAUCAUAUUGGACCAUAUUUUAUCGCAGCGUAUAGUAUUGCAUUAUACAGCAUAAUUGUAUUGUUUCAUAAUUUAUAUAUUUAUCAUGUAGUAGCUUACUGUGAGGUAAAGCAAUGUAUUGCUGACAUCGUAUUGUAUCCUACUAUAGCAUUUUAUACAAUAUUGUAUUGAACUCUUUAAAAAUUGUACAGUAUUGUAUUAUGUUGUGUUCUGUUGUAAUAAAUAUGGGUUUUUCAGCAGCCAAUAUUGAUGCAGAUAUAUAUUGAGCAGGUCAGCUGAUGGCAGAUAAAUAAUGCCAAUAUCACAUUACAGUUUUUUAUUAUUAUUAAAUAAUUAAUAAAGGUGUAAUUUUAAUAAUAAAUAAUUUUUUAAAGUCUGUUGGCAUCUACAGUAGCACCAAUGCUUUUUACUUCCACAUUGACUGGGCCCCAUUUGUAAUUAUCUGAAGUAUUUAUCUGCAUUAUAUCUGAAUUUAGCUGAAACGACACGAGCGAGCAGGAGUGUCUGUUUGUGGGCGGGGCUUGCUGGAGCAGAGAGGGAGGGGAGAGGAGGAGCUGAGGGGAAAUCUGGUUGGGAGGGGAAGUGUUUACAUUCACGAUUUCUCCCCAAAACUGGCACUUCCUCAGAUCCUGCCUACCCCACCUUUAAAUCAUAGCAGAAUACAUAUCAGACACUGUCAGCAACUGUGAAAUUUGAUCUGCUGUCAUUGAAGGUGUUAUGAGGAAAAACUCAUGUUGCCCAUCAGCACCUACAUAACCACAAUUUUUUUUCCUUUUUUAUAUAGACCUCAUAAACCCACAUAUCAGCCAAUCCCGAUCUUUUAAAAAUGCCAUUAACGGGCUUAACUGAUCAAUCAGUCUAUCCCUAUAUCAUACCUUAACAUACAGUACGUAUAUCUUUGGUGUCCCCCCCUGAACACUUCAUUUGAAGUAUUUUGAUGCAAAUUUGGACUUGGAGACUUGCUGCAGUUUUUUGAGUUCAGGUUUCUCUGUAUAAAGGCCCCCAUCAACCAAUUUUGACAAUUAUACUUAUUUAAAUUCCUGUAAGCAAGGACGAAUGGCCAACGUCUGUAAGAGAUCACUCUCAACAUCAUAAUACCAUCAGAACAGCUUUGGCAAACUGCUGCAACACUCCCCCGCACGUUUAACUGUGAAACAUUUGAUCUGAUUUAAAUUGUCGAAUUUCUUUCUUUUUUUACAAAGUGGAUAAAGAAGGCCUGUUUGUGAUGAAAAAACCCGACAGGUGGCCAAGUCAAACAAGUGUAUUAUGUCCUUUAACAAUCAGUAAAAGCAGCACUCAAGGUCCAAAGUGAGUUUAUUUACCACCGUGGGCCAAAUAUGUUCUUAAACGAUGACAAUUUAUCACAAGUUGAAGGGAAGAAAACAAAUAAAGCGUUAUCAAACGCACCCAUGUCCAAACAGAAACUCACUCACAGGCUGCCAGCUCCUCAAAUGAGUGCUGAUAUUUCAUCUCUGACGUGUUUUGGAGAGCGGCUGUAAUACAGUACGUGCUCUCUGUGUUUAUAAUGAUCAUUCAGUCUGUCAGAGAGCGCUUUGCAGUGCUGCGAUUAUUCAGUCCACUUAGUGCUACGUGCUGACGUGCUCACAACAGCAGCAGCAGGAAUUAGCUUUGAUUCGCUUCAAUUAUGCUAAAUGUAGAUAAUGGUAGAAAUAAAAACCCACAAAACUAAUUCUGAGUGCUCCCGAGGGGCUAACAGGGAGAUUACAGCAGAUUACAGAAUUGGAAGAAACCGUUAUUAUAGGUCAUUAAAUUUUAUAAAUUUAUAAGAAAACAUGUAGGACAGCCAACUUCAUUAUCACAAACAAAAUUUAAAAAGUCUUCUUAGAAAAUGUUUUCCCACCGACUUUGUACACACAGACAGACUUUAAGGUUGUGAAGCUCCAAAACCUGAGCCUGUAAAAAAGAUCAUUUUAACACUUACACUGGAUAUCUGUCUGAUAAAAAUUUAGAAUUAUGUUUCCUUUGCCUUUUCACUGAUACGUAUUUUCUGAUACAUAAUAUUACCUAUGAAGUGAGAUUACAGACUGUUUUUGGUUUUAUCUCCUGAUUUACAUCAAAUAAAAACAGCUCUGCUGUUGUUUCCACACUGUCACUGAAAUGUGUCUAUGAUACUGAAUUCUGAUCGGUCAAAACUGUAGACUGUAUAUACUACGGACCUCGGUUUCCGCGAUUUCUCUUCAUUUCCUAAAACUAGCAUUGCGCAGUAGCAUUGUGCGCAUUCGGCGGGAGAGUCACAGAGGGACCCUCAGCUCAAACACAGUAUCCCCCGGGUGAGCUACGCAAUCCCUGAACGCCAGUAGUCUGUAUCAGGUGUCAAUCAAAGAAAACAUGACCCCCCUAAUAACUUUUUAAAAAAAGAAAGAGGACUUUAGCACAAACCAGUUUGCGGUGUUGACCAGUCAUGUCAACACUGCAAGCAGGGGGGAGAAAAAUUUAUAUUCUGUGUAAUUAAUUUCUAAAGUUUGUCCACAGCCGCAUAAAUUUUGCUGGGGGAGGCGGGAUUUAUGACCUAUACUGCAGCCCGUCAACAGAGGGUGCUGUUUUCACCCAGCAAGGAGGCAGAUGCUGACCAUUUUAUAUACAGGCUAUGGUCAAAACCCCAAAUGACUAUUAUUAAUUCCCAAUAUAGCAAAAGUGACUGCAGAGACAACUGACCAUACAUGUCAUAUUGAAUCAAUCAAGGAAGAUGUUAAACCACAUUUCCCUCUUGCCUGUUGACACUGUGGCAAAAAUGCUGAAUCUUUAGUUGGGGGUUCAGGGUUUUGGUGUGUUGAUCUGAGCUGACAUGUUGGGGCCGGUUUUGUAACAAUGACCCGAAAUGUAAUGGAACCCAAAAUGUGACAAAAUACUAAGCCCCAAAAUUUAUAACUUUUUUGUUUUAUUAAAUAUUUCCUUUUUUACAUUUCAGGUCAUUGUUACAUUUCGGGUCAUUGUUUCAUAUCGGGCUCUAACACGUUACAAUAUCAUGUUCUUGCCUCACAGUAACCAUGGCCUUGAAAAAUUGCAAUAUUUACAGCAAACCUGAAAAUAUAAAAUACAAUCAUUCAAACUUAGGGAAGGCAAGACAAGGGUGGAGCGACAUAUCAUUUACUUCCAAGCAGCAGCUGCUUCUUUGUCUCUCCACUGUUUUAUGACCUGUGGUGGUUAAAGGAUACUGCUCAGGCGCAUUAAGAGUGAGAAAGACUUUUAGAGUACCACUUUGCUAACAGGGCACGCAAAGCCAAAUAAAAAAAAAAAAAGGAAAUCUCUCACAGGAGCUCAAAGAAACAAAUACUUACAUGAAUGCUUUCAGGCUGCAGCUUUAACUUUCUUCCCCAGCGUCUGCCUGAAAUCAAACAUCUAACAGGUUCAGUCAUGUAUUUUCCUCUUUUAUCGCAGCUCUGGACCUGUAACAUGUCCCAGGACUGUCUUGUGAAGAGGUUAGGAUGGACUCUUUAAUCUUCGCUUUCUGUCCCUGAACUUUUCUGAGAGUUCUUGGCUGUUAUCAGACGUGUGGGAUCCUCUUACCGCCGUGUUUGAACAAGCCAAAUUGUCACUUUGGCCCUCUUUCAGGUUUAAAUCAUAUUAAGAUAAAAGAAAUGUCCUCCCAUGCAACAUUGUCUGACUGUGUCAGCUUCAGAGAGGAAAUGUAGCAUGAAAAGAUGGGAAUGUCCAGCUCAGAAGUAAUCUGCUAAAGUGAUAAUUUUCAUAUCCCAAGUCUAUUUCUGGACUUCUAUAUGUGCAGCUGCAGAUAUUAAAGCAGUUGUUCUCAUGUCUCACACACAGCUGAAAGCCACAGUACAGUUUAAAAGAGCCCAGACUGCACAUCGUCAGCUCUCAGAUAUUUGUUUUUACAGUUUAACACACUCAGACCUUUUCAGCAUCAUAAAUAAACUCUCUGACACCCAAAAACUGAGCUGAACCGGGAACACGCUGAGCUGAGUGUUCACACAGCUGAUCCACAGGGUUUAACCUGAGGAAAUAAAGUCUUGAUGAUAUUAACAGUCUGUAAACAUUUCUAUAAUGAAACUUAUAUUGGCCAUUGAGCUAAAGGGAAACUGCAAUGCUAAAAAAAGAACACUUGAAGCCCCAAAGAUUAGUCAGUGCCCUGAGUUUAAAUGCCGAGAUUUACAGAAGAAAUAAACAUAUGAAACCUGCUACAAAAUCCAUUUGGUCAAAAAUCAAUUUUUGGCAAUUCCAUGAAACUAAGGCUCCCCACACACGAGGACGCUCCAAUCCACACAAAAUCCUGUAGUACAUACCCCCGGCCUAAAGGUGACACUGUGAAAAUGCCACAAAGCACCAAAAACAGAGAAUGUGCAUGCGCAUACAUACAUGCUGUGUGUGUGACAACGUCGGUUGGGGGGCGGAGAGGAGGAGGGGUGCUAUGAGGUCACCAUCUUUUCUGGACUUAUCUAUUAAGACCAACUACGGCGUGAAGACGAAUACCCAGAUAUCCACCUGCAGACCCGUUUUCAAAAAAGAUGCAGUGUCAUGGAAAAAUACGCGUCUCCGUGUGUCAAUACCACCAGAUCGAUAGUUUAUUUUACAGGUGUCUUACCAAUUCGUACUCGUGUAAAGACCACCUAAAAACCACCCAUUCUACACCCAGCAGACACCAUGCACCUACGUAGAAGCCUUUGCACAUAGUCCACAAAGCACUUCCUCAAAGAAGUUAUGACAUGUAGAUCACAGAGAUUGUUGGCCUUGUGAUUAGUCUUCUGUGUAGUGCUCACAACAGCACUGGUCAUUAUGAUGUGGCUACACUGAGGAGUAAACACUGAUGUAUAAGCUUUUGAAAAUUACCUCACUGGUCAAGUAAAAUGCAUCGAAGUUAACAGUUUAUCUUAUAGUGUAAAAAACAAAAGGCAUCCCACAAGGCUCCCUACUGGAUCCUCAAUAAUUCAUAACGCCGAUGAUUCAUUUAUAUGCAGACAACAUGGUUUUAUAUACACACGUCUUUGUCCUCUUCAGCAAGUGCAAUUAAUAGCCCAUAAUCAGCUGCUUACAUUGUUCAGAGGAAUCUUUAUGACGUGUGUCUCAAUAAUGUGUCCUAAAUUACUGAUAACUGGAUGUUUUUCUGGACAAAUGUUUGUUUUUUAUCAUCAUAUCUCAGACUCAUGUCUCCAAUUUGCUAGGCCGUUUGAGGGCAUAAACCAUCCUAAAAACACAUAAAAAAAAUACCCUGUAUACAUUCAUAUUAAAAACACUCACAGUAAGCUUUGCUAACUUCAAUGACCUGUUUAACACACUAAUUUGCAAUCAUAGCUUGUCCUUUUCUCUGAUUUUUUUUUUUACAUGGAUGUUAUUCUUUUAUAAUGAGGAUAGUUUUUUUUUAUGAGGUUUAGUUUCAGGAAAACACUUCAGCCUAAUUCAUCUAAUUCCUCCCUCCUCUCUCCUUGAUCCUGUCUCCUUUGAGCACCCUAAAGAGCUUUUAGACACCUCUUGUCAUGGCAAACCCCAAACCACUUGUGAUUCAGUAGAGGACAGAAGGACUGAGGACUAAAGAAAUAUCAUUUAGAUACUCAAGGAUGCAGGACAAUUGCGCUCACAGUGACGUGCAUCAAACUCUGGCAUGCACUAACUCCCAGUGCGAGGGCCUUUUCAAGCUGCUGCAGCUUUAAUUUAUUUGUCUGAUCUGAAUAAAGUAACAAAUAAAUGAGUAUAAUGCGUCAGCUGAUAAAAAUGUAAUAUAACUUGGGGACAGAACAGUUUUAUAAACAUUUGUGAUUUAACAUGUAUCUUAAAAAAAAUAUCAGCAAUACACUGGGGAGAAUUUUAUCAUUUAAGAAAUGCGAGGUUUUGUUUUGAGGGUUAAAUUCUUGAGACCAGAGUUCAGAGUUGUGCUUAAUAGGAGAUAUUUACGGCAUAUUUUAUGAUACAUGUAUGAACCCAGUGGCUAAAUGUGAUUUUUUUCUCACAUAUACAAACUGGACCAUUAUCUGUUUCUGAACAUAGCCAAUUAGUUGGUGCCUGAACCCAAACUGUGUUUGUUUUAUUGAAUCAGAGUGUUUAUUAUUGCUGCCAUUACAACAAAAGCUUAUGAUAAUUGCUACAUGACUGCAGAGGUCACCUGACUUUGUCCCUUCUGGACGUCCAAACCUCAUACAGAGUGGCAGCCUUCAAGGACACACUGAAACCUCACAGUGCAAAUAAAUACCAGAAUAAUGUUGCACUCUAUUUAUACUCCACCCCCUGAGAUCCCUUUGUACUCUUCACUUCAGAGUAUUUCAGGGCUUCGGUCCACUCCGUGUUUGUUUAUAUGAGCCUGAGAGAGGAAUCUCUCCUUUUGGCCCGGCGCUGCUCCUUCCCUCUGAGCAGCCGGGUCAAAGCUCUCAGGCUCAGUUUGGGGGAAGCCAGCACCAUCUGAACUGCAAAGAAAACACUGAAUCCACUUCAGGCUCCGUCCGAACUUUAUGAUAACACCGAAUUAAUCGGCUGGAAUCUGCUGGCGCAAUCAAAUGUAGCCUUAACCCUGCACCUCCAAGUAAUUACACGUUCAGGACAGAGAAUAUGAACUGUGUUUGGGGGAAAUUGUUGCUCCACAUGAACAAACAACACAGAGGAAGUGUUUACAGCAAGUCUGGGCAGAAACUGCUGACAUGUUUUGUGUGUUGGGGUUUUGUCGCGUUGUGCAGGAUACGGAGUUUGUUGCUUUGCUUGUGGCACUGUCUGUAAUGAAGGAGUUUGUGUGGAGGGCAAACAAACGCUGAGCUGAGGUUUGGGGUCUGAGUCCUUCUCUCUGUGAGGAUCUCAGGGGAGGUCGAGUCUGGACUGUAAGUGUCGACAUCAGGUGGAAGUUCAGCUUGAAGUGAAGUCUGUCUGCGACUGUGUUAGUUCACCUCAAUAACAAAAUAUACAUCCUAUCUAUGAUCUGGUUGUGAUGUCCACACAGAGCUUAAUGGUUAAUGCCAGGGCACACUGUGCAAAAGACAAAGUCACAGUCAUGGAGAUGUCAAAGUAGGUAAGUCCAAAAUAAGAAGUAGAUGUUAAACAUAUUAACACAUGUUGGUUUGUGACGUGCUUCACUGAAACCUUUUAUAAGUUUAGCAAAGUUUUGCAAAGCCUUCAAAAUGCCACAUGCAGGUGUUGAGGUGUUUCACUGGAGUCUGACGGGUCAUGAUCAGCAGGUUGAGCUGCAGUACUGACAUCUAUAUCUGCUGAUGAAAACACAGAAUAUAACUAACUAUAACAUGUCAAAGCUCCCUCAGGUCCACAGCAGAACAACUUUUCUCUCCUAUAGAUGUGGUUUCAAAUAUUUGUAAGAGCGAUUCACAUGCAUUUGAACAUAUAUUCAGAUAUUUAAAAAACAAACUAAAUUUUGCACCUUACAAAAAGGGGAAUAAAACAUCUCCUUGCAACUGAUUGUCAUGUUACAGGCUUUGCAGCAGCAUUAUAACCUUCCCUGUGCAUGAGAGACAGUCACAGGAGUCACAACUUUACUGAUAAGAAACUUCAUAGCCCAACAGAGCUGCAGACAGAGUGAGUCGAGUUUACGUUAGCUGGUAUAUCCUGGUUUAAGGAUGGGUUUGCAUGCUGUUAUCCAGUAGAUAAAGCAAAUUAAGUGAGUUUAUCAUUUUAUUAAUGUCCACAUUACACUGUAACGUGAGAGUUACUUUCAUGGUAGCAUUGCCUAUAGUUUAAGUUAGCAGUAUUACCUGCACAUCAGUUUUACACAGCAGAGCAUGUCUAAUUUAAUUCAGUUUGUUUCUUCCUUGUGAAACACACCAUUGAAUAAAUACUAAUUAUCUUUAUUUCUAGAGCACUCUCAAGAGCCUCACAUGGCAGCAAAAAGAAAAGAGUAAAAUAAACAUUUUUAUUGUCUAUUGCUGCAUUCCAGUUGUACUCAGAAGUCAGAGUUUCCUAGCUUUAUGCCAGAACUUCAUCUGGAACGCCCCCGUGAGGUCAGAUUGCUGACUUAGAAAGUUGAACAAUCCUCACCGACCCUGACUUGAUGACAACGUCAUAAUCCAAGAUGGCAGCGCAGUGCAUCAACAGUAAAGAGUAACAGUGAAAGCUCUCGUAAUGUAUUAUUUAUUAGCGCUUCUGUUUUGUUUUUGUGAAAUUAAAUAAGUGGUUGAUGUUGUGCUGCCCAACGUCUAACUGUGAAUACGGUGCGAUGGUGUUUGUAAGAGUAAAAUUCUGUGUUAUGCGUUGUUUACAACUGGUAUCGCUAACAACAACUGACAACAGCUAACAACAACUAACAAUGAGUAACUUUUGGCAUCCAUCUUUGUUUUCCAACUUGUUAACUAGAACGCUGCCGACUCGGGUGUAACGUCAUUCCCAGCUCUGACAUCCGACUUUCGAGGUAACUGGAAUGCAGCAUAAAACUAAUAUUGUAUUUAAAUGAAACACGAAACCAGGACACUGCUAAAGACACUUCCACCUGCAGUUUGGUUUUAAUGGGAUUUGAUAAAACUUGAGCAUUAGUUGUCAGCUGUUGGUUCGACCCUUUGCUGCGUGCCUCUCCCCUCCUCAUUUUCCUUUCUUUCUUUAUAUGUGUUAUGCAUAGAAGCAUAAAUGCAUAAAGCCAUCUUAAAAAGGAGAUGAAAUGAUUGAAUAAAAGGAUUCAAUAAGCUGCACACUCAUGUUACCCACAAGAUGUUAUCUCUCAUGUCAGAGGAAACCAGUAAAGAGGAGGAGCGAUUAGAUCUGCUAUUUCUGGUCUUCGAGCUGCUCGCUGUCGUGUUAAAGAACAUGAUGAACUUAAGAUUAAGUCUGGAGUUUUAUAUGAUCAUUUUCUCUGUGGUGCAAUGCCUGUCACUGAGAUGAGGUGAAAGCUGCAUGCUUUGAUUCGAUUUGUAGAAUCAGCGUUUUCUUGCUGCAGAUUGAAUGAAGUUGAUGAGAUGUCAGAGCCUUAAAACUCCGCUUCUCUCACCUGAUCAGCGUCCUCAGAUCAGGUGAGACUCUAUAAAUGUUAUCCAAUCACUGGUCAUGGUUGAACCAAACAGAUUUGUCUCGCCAACAGAUGGACCACCAACAUCCAGGAGGUAAACAAAGAACAAACACAACACUCCAAACUAAACAAGAGCACAGUGAUCACAGCUGCAGAAGGAAACACUUUUAUUUUUAUGUUAAAAUUAAGCUUCAAAUCUUUGUCCUUAGUCUAACACAGUAGGUUUUAAUCUUCAACACACAUCCUGCUAUUACGUAUAAACAUAAAAAAAAAAAAUUCUUCACUAUGUGUGGCAUAUGAAUAAAGAGAUCAUUUCCAAAGCUUUUCAUUUGAAAUAUAAUUGGUUGAAUGUAUUUUUUUAAAGUGUAUUUAUUUAAUUUUUUAAUCCAAAGGCUGAACUGACAACUCUGAGAUGUCAUUGUUUAAUAAGAUUUGUAAGGUAAUUUAAAGUUUUACUCUUACAUAUCAACAUCACAUGAGGAAACUUCAUUGCAUCAAAGAUAAUCAGACAUCCCUAAAAGAAUAUUAUUUUCUUAAAUAAGAAAUAAAAUCAUAAAUAUUACCAAGGGAAGAGCGAUACAUCACAUUCAUAAUUAUUGUUUAAACUGUAUUCAUUAUUAUUAUAGCAAGGGCUCUAUUUUCAUGCCUUGCCAGCGGUGUGAUGCAGGUGGGGUAAGUCAGGUCCACUGCGCCAACGAGACUUGCCAAGGCACACUUGGUGAGCUGCGGUGCAAGUACCCCCCCUAUCCCUAUCUCAGCUCCUCCCAGUGGUGCAAGAAGGAGAGAGGGAGGGGAUAAGGCGUGGAGUGGGUUUAAUACAGCCGAGUUUGAAUUUCACCAAUCACAUCCGCUGCUCUUCUCACCUUUAAAUGCACCAUCGACAAAGUAUAUUGCAAAACUUGUGAAGUAGUCGAAGAGAUGACUGAGGACAGCAACACCACAUAGUGGCAACUGAAGUGUCGCAGUAAGUCCUGUGGAGGACGUCAUGUCCUUCUCACUUUCUCAAAUACCCAUAGAGGGAUUUGGUGAGUGCGUGGUUGGGCCCAAGGGUAAGACAAACACCCUUUUCACAAAUAAAAACACUCACAUCAACUUGCAUAUAUUUAAAUCCCAGGUGACAAAGGUGGGUUGUGUGCACAAGGAAGAAGGGGAAAAGGAAGAGGAAGAUGAAGGGGGUUUAAUGCAGUUUCAGCUGUGUUUACUCGGCUAGGCUGAGUGUGUCAAACACGCUCAUCAGAUGAGAUAUCAAUCAGAAUGUAUCGAUAUAGAUCUAAGUGUAUGUGUUCACUCAGAUAGCUGCACCGACUGUUGGCUGUUGUUGAUAAUUUGUUGCAUUGAAAUGUGCCUGACACUGAGGAAACCUGCCGGUGAGGCAUCGGUGACGUGUGGGCACUGCUGCGCUGGUCUAUUACCAAUUGACCAGCCGCCCUCCGCCUUGUGACAAUAGCUGAUAGGUUUGAAUCAGCUAGCUGUCAGUGCACUUUCUGUGCUGUCGGUGGGCACGAAAUUGUCAAUGGGCCGGCUGAUUCUGUCAACAACUUUUUAAAUGAGACCCCAGAACAUUUGAAGAGUCCAGCAUAGAUACAUAGUGAAAAUAACAGAGCAAAUAUGUAACCUUUGUAACCUGCAGGAUGAAGCUGGGAUAUUCAAGUCCACUUCACAUUUCCUCAGUGCAUUGUUAUAUUUUACAUUUUGAUAUUUUUACACACCCGGUUUGAGAUGAUUGAAGCACCAAAGUCUGAAUAUGCUGGGUCCGACACAGUGAUGUGUGUAGUUUGUUAUCUCAGUUUAGUCUACCCCUUCAGCAGCUCAUGCUUUGUUUUGACGAGGUAAAUGUAUCCUGUGGACCGUGGGUUGUGUCAUUAUACAAUACAUUAACCAAGAAAGAUAAAUUUUACUUUGAAGAGUAAAACUGUAUUAAGUGUGUAAAGCAGCGUUAAGCAUUCAGUGAGUCAGGAUCUCUGGCUGGUGCGUGAUGCAGACUGAAGCUGUAUGUAAGCUCCUGGGUUCCUCUAAAUCUGAAAGGUCCUAAAGUCCUGAUAGUCCCACUCCUGACAGAGGGAGGUCUUUGGGUUUACAUACCUGGCCCACCAGGUAUCAAUUAGGAUCUCUCUGCUCAGUCUGCCCUCUCUCUUCUUCGGUCAGUAAAAUCUCGUGUAAAAUCUACUUCAGAAAGGUGUCAACAAAAACUCCUCCAUCCCUUUAAUUCUGCGGAUGUUUUAGCAGCAAGUGAAGAACCAUGUUGCAUUCCCGUCUUUCCAUUUGAAGUCUUUGGUUGAGAGGUAGUGAGAUAAGAGGAUUUUUCAAUUUUAGUGCAGAUCUGCUUUGCACUAUCAGUUAGCUAAACUCCAUCUGCAGAGAAACACCGUCAUGCUGUAAAUCACAACUCCAGCGUUUCUGUUUCCCAUCCAGAGAGGAUCAACAUGUGUCCAUAUGAAUGUAAGCAUUUCAAAACAAACAGCAGCUCCCCAUCCCAGUGUAAAUCUGCUGCUAUUUCACAACAUUUUUCCUGCUGCAGUUUUAUGAUCAUCACUCACACUCAGCUGACAGCUCGCAUUAAACAAAUAUUUAACUUACACACAUUAAACUCUGAGGAAUGUGGAUCAAACUCCACCAUGUCAGACCUCACACCCUCACAUCUACAGAGAUCAUCAGGACGCAGACAUCAAUAUGAAAUGUAAAGAAUCAUCUAAAGGAUAAGGAUGGAAAACGAUUUCUCUGUGACUCUGAUCCCACCUCAAGGUUCAUUUUAACAAUAAUCACGCAAAAAUUAAAGAGUUAAAAUGUCAGGAGUGAUUUCUUCAGAAGUUUUAAAUAGUUUAAAGUUUGUGUAAAAAGGGGAUUACAUAAAGGGAGCCUGUGGUUUAGACAAAUAAAGGCAUAAAAAUUCUCUCAACACUUGGGGUGGUUUUGAAUAUUUUCUGUCCCUGCCUGUUCAAAACAGACAUCAAAAGCAUGCCAGACCCAUAGGGGGCGAUAAAGUGCAAUUAGUCUGUCAUGACAAACAUCAGAAGAACACUGCGCAUGUGAGCGUCUUAAUAGUGCUCUUUAAACUGUACAUGAAGAGGGGAAUCUUAGACUCUCUCACAUUAUACUUUUAUUCGCCCACGGGCUGAUAAAGCGUGAUGAUGAAGUAAAGUGAAGUUUCUUUGCACAGUAACCCGAACAGUAUCGAGGAGUUCUGAACUGGUAGCGCUCAAUUUUAGCUUAUGUGCAAUACAGACAGCUCAGAUCGGCCAAUCAGGAGAACUGAACGUUUCCAGAGGGCGGGGCCUUGCCACCUGAGUGGUGGUUUCCACAGUCUCCAUUGUGUUUUGUGACACACAUGAGACAUCUCGAAUUCGCUUUGCUAACUUGAUUCACAUGUGUGUUCAUGAUUCGUUGGUCAUGAACAACUCGACUUUGACUCUCCUACAUGAAUGACGUGAGCUUUCUAUUUGAGAGCUGCCGUCCUUUUUACCGUCUCUGUUGCAUUUAAUGUCACGACAGAUUAAUCUGCUCAGCCUCAGACACUCCAAACCUGUGAUAUGAAGAGCUGAGAGAGUCGGCUCUUACAGCUUAGCUUUGCAAAAUGAUCCGGGCUUUGAAAAGAAGCCAAAAUUCUCAUCACAACUUCAGACUCUCUUGACACCAGGGUAAAACUAUGGUGACCAUAUUCUGAAUCCCUAAAAAGAGGACACUACUACACGGGGCGGCGUCAUGGAGUCAUGUGUAGUUAAUUUUGAGAGUUUUUCGGGUCGGGUCGAGUGUUUUUUUAUGCACUUCUAACUCAGUCCACACGAUACAAACUCAAAACUUCCAUACAAACCUUUGGACAUUUAAAGGAUUUUAAAAACUCCCCCGGAAAAGUCCAGUCAGCCCCCCAAAAGAGGACAUGUCCGGGUAAAAGAGGACACAUGGUCACCCUGUAAAAACUAUCUGUCCCCUCUCCCAGAAAGUGCAGGCUGUGUGAGUGAAUUACCGUCACUCUUCUUUUGCUUGAUCCCGUGCAGCUCUAUAACCACUCAGAUCAACUGUUUGUCUUGUAGUUUGCUCAAUUUUACUAAACCUGUCUUCUGUUAAAGUUAGAGUCCCUGUUCAGUACAUCUAGGAGCCACUUUGGGGCCUCUAGCCAGAGUUUGAGCCCCGUCACAACAGAUGACAAAUUUCUGAAAGGAGGAAACAGACGAAGAGAUUAAUCUUCUGUUCAAAGGUCAGUGACUCAGUGAGCAGAGCAGACAGACUGUUAUCAGCUGGAAGAAACCCUCAAAAUGCCGAAGAGAAAAAAAAAAAGACAUCAGGAGGAGUAAGAGAUGGUGGGAGAGAUACGAGAUGAAUAACAGAGGAAAGUGAGGAGGUGAGAGGAGUGGAAGGAGGGACUGAGGGGGAGUAAAAGAGGGAGAGAUUCCCAGUGGGUCGUGGCCGAGAGCCAAACUGAGCAGAACUUCACAGAGCUUCUUGGAAAACACACAUGCACACACACACACAAACACACACACACACACACACACACACACACACACACACACACACACACACACACACACACACACACACACACACACACACACACACACACACACACACACACACACACACACACACACACACACACACACACACACACACACACACACACACACGCUCUACCUUGGUGUAUGGCCAGUGAGCCUCUGAGAAGCUCAAACUUUCAGCAGGUGUUAACCCCUCAAACCCCGGAGCAUAUUCUGACAUCUGGGAGUGUCUCUUUUCAAGACGAAAAUAGAGGCCCCCAGAUUUACAUCCAUGAUGCUUUAAUAUGGUGUUCAUAAAUGAUCUUGAAAGGAGGGACUGGUUAUCACAGAUGUGUAAUAAAAGACCAACUAUGCUCCCCUUACAUAAAAAUAAACAGAUCUGUAUGUUUGAAACAAUGUAGUUGCUGCAGUGGCAGUAUUACUAACAGGCUGAAUCAGAGGCGACAUCACCAACAGUAGAUGCCAUUUAAACACAUCACACCGUAAAGACAGAGUAUUCUAGCCUUUUUAUAAGUUUGGUUGUAUCAGAUACUUAUUUAUAGUAUAUGUUUUACCCACAGGGAGUCCCAGUAUUGUCCCCUUGGUUGAGAAUGUAGCUGAAGGACUGAAACAGAACCUGUGUCUGGGAGUCCCUGAGCUCUGUCAUGCUUUAGGUUCCUCUGAAUCACUGCUGCUGACAUUUAGCUGACAUUUACCUGCCUGCUGUCCAGCUGCUUCAACUCUAUGCAUCAAUCCUUCCUCUGUCCAUCUCUCUCUUUCUCCAUCUCGCUCUCUUCCUUCUCUAAACCCAACCCAAAAUACAUUUUUGUACAAUGCAUUUUUGUAAGUAGAGUAUGGUCUGUACCAGCUUGAGUAGAGCUGAUAUGUAUAAACAGUAAAAAAAGACAAACUUUAUGCCAAAAUGUAGAACUACGAAAAUUAUAAUCUCCAGCGUAAAACUUUGGAUAGCUGGAACAUUUACACCAUCAUUCAGCAUCAUCAACCUGCUAAAACUGUUAAGUAAGAUUACCCUACUUAACUGCACAAUAUUAUAUAUGAUGUGCAAUUUGGCAAUUCUUACCUCAUUUAUCCCACUGACUUAUCCCCCAUUGCAUACAUUCACACCCUGACAGCACCUACUGCAUCACUUGUGUACUUAUUGUGUGUUAAUUGUACUUCUUUGGGUCGAGUGGUCCUUCUCAUCCAGGGCAUUUCAUUGCAUUGUUGACUAUGUUUACCCUGCAUAUGACUAAUAAACCAAUCUUGAUUUUGAUCUUGAAGCGGUAUAGUUAUGACACAGCCAUCUGAGGUCCAACCAAUCAGGGAGUGUUGUGGGUGGAUCAUUAGGUGGUCCAGAGGGAACGACAUAUCAGCAGUGGAGCCAGGGUUUAACGGUCUGUCCCAAGUUUGGAUCCUUCUUUCCAGAGUUUAUGAAUGGACUCAAAGAAAACCCAGUAUGCCUUCAGUGUUGCACCAACUUGCAAAUCACUGUCCUGAAGUUAUUUGCAAGUAAUAACUUCGUCAUCUUAAAGUCAAUUUGUAAUAGUAGUGUUGAUAAUAAACAUGUAACCAGCCCAUGUUUCUAGAGGUUGGGAGCCCACUUUCUGUUUCAGUUCUCUGGCUGAAGGUUUUUAUGUAUUAAAAUAGAAACUAAUGUGAUUUUAAACUUUAAAUCAACUCCCCACAGCAAAGAAAUAAAACCCACAAAGACUGAAUGUAAUCAGCACUCAUCAGAGAUUUACUCCGUUUUCUUGGCUCUGUCACAAACAAUCUUUAUUUUUGUUCAUGAAAGAAGUCAUGUACUAGUAAACACUGAAAGCACCAAAACCUCAGAGUAUCAUCCCUCCUCCUUUGUGGUCUAAAAGACCAUUUUCUCCAACCACAAGCACAGUUUCGUCUUCCUGAACCAAACUAACCCCAGCCGCACUGUCCAUCAUUCGACCAGUGACUCCAUCAUCAAGUGGCGUGCGUCCAGCUCCAUCUGUUCAAACAGGCCGACUAUGACAACACUGUUAUUAAACUGAAUAAAACCCUGACCAUGUUUAUUAUCGCAGUAAAAGGAUAAAGACGUACAGUUAGUGUUACAGACUUGUCUUUCAGCAGAUACCUCAACAGUAUGUCUUCUCUCUGUAGUUUAAUAAGUGAACGGUCUGUCCUCUAACGCUGCAGCUGCUCCUCAGUAUUUAUCCGACACCUGCAGCUGCUCAGAAACCUCUUUCACUUUUAUUUCUGACCCAGUCAAACUCUCUCUGUUUGCUUUCUUUUACUGGGUUUAAAUCCUCUUUGUACAUCAGCAUUAACCUCCUGUGGGCCUCUGCAAGUUUCUUUUAAACACUCACACAGCAGAGUUAGUGCUUGCUUUGCCUUAUUUGUCUUUAUCCUUAGAUGAAUCUGUUUAACUUAUUCCCUGUUUACUUCAUGUCUGUUUUCUUUUAUUCUCUUUUUGUUUAGGCCAGUCGACUUCUGGUCAGUUGUGGUCUUUUUGAGUCCUCUCGAUUCGUAUCAGCAGUCUGAUAUUUAAAAAUAGCAGACUUGUUGAAUUUGACCAGUCAGAAUCAAGGACAUUAAAAAAAGGAUUGUACAGCUUUUGCACCUGCUAAACCUGCAAACAAACCAAAGAAACAGAGUCUCAUUAAUGAAAUCUGAGCAGAGCAAGUUUGUGUGACAACUACAGAAGAAAAAUUUUUGUAGAAAAGUUCAUCAAUAUUUUAGUAGCUCUGAUCUCACAGGGUUUUAUCCUGGAUUAGACUGUAAAACACUAAAUCAUGACUACAGCAGCAUCUAUUUGAUGUCUCCUGAAACUUCCCAUCAGGACAGGAAGGACCGUUAUCAUGUACUGUAUGUGUGAACAUUAACUGUACCAAGAACUUUUAGUGCCUGGAAAUUCUGUUUCAGGAACUAAAUGGUUCCAUGUGUCUCAUUCAGUACAUUUACAUGCACUGUUGAGUCGAGCUGCGGCUCGACUGAACAGCUGCUUCAUAGAGUCUCUGCAGAUUUUUUCUUACAAAUAAAGCUGUCACAAAUCAGCUGGUUGAUUAUUUAAUAACAUCAGGUUACUGUAAGUAUUUGCUCCUGUACUGUUGUCCUUUGGUGCCUCUACUUGUGUAACCCUCUCUCUGCUCAGCUGGUGUCUGUGUGUAAAAUGUAUACCAGCUUAUAAUGUAAAAAAGUGUUUCCUUAUCAGACUAUCCUUGGGAACUGUUAAAACACUCAAAAACAUCUGAGUUAAAAAAAUAAACAUGAACCGCAUCAAAAUUCAUGUAUAUACAUAGUUAUACUGAUCUGAUAACAUAAGGUUAUGUAGGAUAUAAUCCUGAAUCUGAAGUCCUGCCUCCUCUGUGCAGCUGUUUAUUUUAUAUGUAAAUUAACUCAUUCAGUGCCAGGUUCAUUUAUGCAAUUUUCAACCAGUGCCACCUUUGACCGCAAUAGAAAUGUAUGCACCUUUCAGGAAACCUUAAAAAGAUCUCAAAAGAAAGGGGUGAUUCUCUUCUUUCACCUGAAAAAAAGUAAGUCUAUAACCCACUCCUUGCCUGCUCAAUGCAGUGUGGUCAUGUCAUCUUUGCUGACCUGGAAAAAUAAACCUGGGAAAAACGCAUUUUUAGGAAGGAGAGACUGUAAACCACGGCGACGUAAACCACACGGACUGCUUGCAUCCUCCUCGACAGGAAUGUUGCUGAAUUCCGUCUCAGUCUCGCUGACCAGUACCUGCACCGGCGGCACAAUGACACACCGGAAAAUUGUUUCUUUGAUUGUUGCCUGACAAUGUGAAGGUCCGGUACCAGGAUCUCCACUGGAUCCAGAGACGGUAGCACCGUGCCCACAGGAGCUGAGCGCCGAGAGCAUUAACUCUUGGCUAAUGACUUUGGCAGUUUCCUACUCUCCUCAUAGAGAAUAAACACUCCACAACAAGGCUAACUGGCACACUUGAUGGCAAACUUCCCACUGGCGAGUACUUGUUUUUUGUCAUUGUAACAUGGUUAUGACGUAUUUGUCGGCUUUUCUGCAUUCAGACCCCAAACUUAAACCCCCCCAAAAAAUCAGUCCUAAUCUGUCAUUGGCACUGAAUGAGUUGAGGACCUGUGUGUUUUCAUGUAUAUGAAAUUAUCAGGCCUUGCCUUCCUAAGUCACUGGGCCAACCUGUGAACAUGGACUUUUCGAGAGGUACGACUAAAGUCAGACUCCAGUUUCUGAUGUUGGAGCACACCAACUUCCUUAACAAGUCCCUGUAGUUUUUGGGGGAAGUUCCUGCAGUUGAAAAGGAUCAUAGGAGGCACUUGAGUCUGAAGACUGAGAUUGAAACUAAGAUAGCUGCCGAGAUUAAAUCUGGAUUCUACCACGGGUUUGAAUUCUGUUCAGAGGAACAAAGAGACGCUCAAAUUUGAGGGUAAAGAUGGGAUUUAGCCUCACAGUGUUAGUCCAAUUACACUUGUAGCCUUAAACACUCACACACACACACACACACACACACACACACACACACACACACACACACACACACACACACACACACACACACACACACACAGACACACACUCCUGUGUUGACUCAGUCCAUCUGGUUCUGAUUGUGGUGAGAUGAUUGAGAUGUUUGUCACAGCUGAAGUGGUGACCCACAAAUGUAAGACACACACACACACUCACACAUAUAAACAGUGUAUAUAUGUCGCAGCAUUCACCGACACUCACUCAGUCACUUACACACAUUUCCACAGAGCUGUGACCCAGACUGUCAGUGUUAAACAGACGGCUGGAGGGUCAUUAGAAGGAGAAACAUGUUGGAAAAACAUUUACAGAUGAAGACGUAUGGACAGAAUCAGGAACUUUUCUCUUCUCCUUUGUUUUCUCAUCAUUUAUGUUCAGCAUGGUCCUGCCUGUAACCGUUUCUGGUUUUAGUUUGAUCAUUAAAAAUAAAAGAUUUAUGUGAGUCAUGAUAUUUCAAAAAGUUCCUCAAAAAAAUGUUUAAAAGUUUAGGAACAGCUGGAUUUAUUUGAACUGAAUAAUGACAGACCUGCUUUAAAUCAUCGAGAAACAUCGAAAUUUCAACACAACUAGAAACGUGACAAAAAAUCUGAGGAUUUUUCCCAAAAAUAAACACUGUUUUAACAAAUGGAAACUAGAUCUCAACAAAACCAGAGGAGGUUUGAGAAAAGACUUUUCAUCAGGGUAUAAUAUUUCAACAAAGUCAGAAAACGCAGCACAAAAGCACAUAUUUUAUAGAUGAGCCUUCCUGAUUAAAGGGAACCAGCUCAUAUGAAGCAGAAGAACCAUCAAGAUUGAUGCAGCCAAAAAGGUCAUAAUCAGGUCAGGCCAAAUACGAUCAUCUGUUUUAAAUAAAUUACAAAGAGCUUCAGCAAUUUAACUAGGGAAGAUGUAAAAUUUGUUUUCUAUAAAGCGUAAAACUGUUUUGGAUCCAAAAAUGCAGCUGCAACAAUAUAACAGAUGAAACCCACAGUGAGGAAGAUGAGGCUGCAGAAGAGAGUUUAUAGAUGCAGUUAUGAUGACAUGUUGCUAAGACCACUGUUGCAUCCGCCAAGCUGGUGGUGCCAUAUUCUGACAGCUUUUCUCCCUCACCAGGUCAAAAUCAUGUAAUUAAACUGAAAAACAUGGAUUUUAGGGGACACACUAACAGACAGAGGUGGACACUCUGUCAACCUUUCAGCUGUUAACAACGUUAACUUUGAUCAAGUUAAUAUUUGAAAGGUUUCACCGUCUAUCUCCUAAAACAAAGAGUGCAGUGUGCAGAAUACAGCAGCAACCAGGGGUUCCCUCUUUCUGGUACUCCAGUGUUACACUGAAGUCUUCUCUGUGUUUAACCAGCAAUAAACACUCUUACAACUAUUGCACAUACACACUUUGCACACACAGGCACAAACACGCACACACCUGUCACUGGGCUUGGCUCCCUGGGCCUGUUGGUCUUUCUCCAAGGCCUCCUUGAAUCAAAACUCUUGCCAUUAGCUGCAUUUACAUGGGCACAAAUAAUCGGAAUAGAUGCCCGUGUGUCAUGUAAACAUGUCAAUCGGAAGAUCUGAAAGCUGGAAAUCGGAAAGAAAUUGUAUUACAGUGGUGGUUUAGACCGAUCAUCAUUCUGAAACACGUCCAUGUAAACAGUUAUUCCAAUCGUGACUCUCUUACCUGACUCGAUCUUCACUCUUUAGUCUUUGGCUUAUUUAUUGAGGUCAGUUCAGGAGGUUUCAUAAUUAACACUCUGGCAAAAACACAACUGCAGGUACCGUGUCUGCUCCACCGGUAACAUAACAAGGCUUACAUACAGCGUAAUGAUGUCACAUGUGCACGCUCAGUGCCACCUUUGACAGAACUGUAAAUUAAGUGAGCAAGGGCGCCAUCUUGACAUUGACAUCUUGACAACAUUUAACAGAGGGAAAACUCCUGAAUUGAAUGGAGUGAGCCACCACAGCUUUUGUUGGUUUGUUGACAGCACAUGCGUAAAUACAACUCUUCUUCUCCUGCAAUUGACUUGGCGAGAUCAGACAACUCUGUGCAUGUCCAAGUGCUUCUAAUCUGAAUAAAACUUGCUGCAAGUAUAUGCACAUCAUGAUCGGAUUAUUUGAUUUCGCGCACAUAUAAACAGUGGAUUCAGAUUUUCUUAUCCCUCAAAUUCUUUAUCAGAUUAAGAAGUUUUUCCCAUGUAAACGUGGCCACUGAUCCAUUUUCAGCUGAGGUCGUGGUCUCUGUCUUCCUGAGCAGAGCCCUCAUAGUUAACCAGCAGAUACUCCAGCUCACCUAUAGAUGAGCUAACAGCUGCUGUACAUAUUCUAACAAUUGUCCAAAUUCAGGAUGAAUGUGAAUCUUCAGCAUCAGUCUGAAUGGAUGACUUUAUAGCAGAGGAACCAUGAGCUCUUUACAGGACUAUUAAUAGGGUUGCACGAUUAUACUGCAGUUUGUGAAAAUAUUAAGAAAGAAUUAUUAGAAUUUUGGAUUUGGCAGACUGUGAGUUUUUGAUUUUGUCAAAGACUGAAUCUGCUUCCUGUUUCUUUUGUCAGUGUAAUAUUGGUUGCCAUGUAAUUGUAAUUGAAAGGACCGUCUAUAUUUUGAGUUAGAGGCAGAUAAAAUUUGAGUUUUCUUCCUUCUGCUCAUUUACAGACACUAAAGUGAUGAAACUGCCAAAUUACCUCAUCAAAGACUUUUGCAAAUUGUCAUGACUGGAACAAGUAAAAUAAAAAUAAAUAAGAUGAAGAUAAGAUGUAAUUCAGGUGAGACAAGAACUAAUGUCUAUCAAGGUCUUAAAACAUUGUGAUGUACCUCUUGUGCCCACAGGGGGCACCAAAAUUAACACGACACAAUCGCUUCUCAAAGUUGAAUUUACACUUUUUAUUCUUCUGUGAUUUUUGGUUGCGGACUGAAGGACCUGUAAAGAUGGCAGAUAUUUUUCUGCAUCAAUUUUUAAUCUCUCUGGGAACCAAAGCGGUUCAGACAUUUGCUUUCACAGCAGUCAGGUGCUCAGACUGAGUCAGUCCUCCUCUCUGCUGACUGUAAACAGAAAAAAAAUAUGCAACAGCAGAGAAAGGGUUUGAUUCACAACAACUUUAAUUGGAUAAUUUUAUUUUUGAAGCAGAGUUCUCGUGCUACUGUCCUGUGGGAACACAAGACAAAAUAACACAGCCGACUUUUUCCUGGUUUUGUAACAGUCUGCUCUGCCCCUCUCCUGCUCUGCUGCUCAGCCACACCCCUAAUCAGCUAACUGCUUCCACCUGCUGCUCUCACCUGCUCAUCAUCUCCAAUCAGGCCAGUAUAUAUGCAGCUUCUUUCCCCUCACUCUUUGCCAGAUUGUCUUCGCUCUCAUGCCUGACUCUCCAGCGUUUAUCCUCGGACUGCUUACCUGGUAUCGACCUGAUCUGCCCCUGACCUUUGCUUCUCGCCUCAGCCCCGGUAAACCUACCUGCCUUCUGUCCUUGACUACGAGCUUUGCCUGCCUGUUUCCUGCUAUUCGUCUGCCUGCGGCUGAAUGGCACUCAGCCUGCUCCUGCUCUGUUGAGAUCCCCCUUCUCGUCAGCUUCACCUCGCCAACUCACCUCCUCUGCCGACGUUGGUUCUGCCAGCUCCUCUGCAAGCUCUGGAUCCUCACCCAGUCCUCACCUGAACCACUCUUCAAGAAAUCUUCCUCCAGCUGUGAGUUGAGCGUUUUCCCCCUUCACUACACUCAUAGAGCAACGUAAGACUGUGGACAAUUCGCUGCUCACGAGCCCAAGAUUCUUGCCUGCCCUGUAGUCCUCUGCUAAUCUGCUCGCCUAACAUCCGGAAGACCCGAGUUCGAAUCCUGCCAUAACCACCUGCUAUACUCUGCUGCUUCAUUGGGUUGGGUGUUAAAUAAAGACUGUUGUUAAAGUGAACCUGCUAGUUUGUGCUGCAAUUGGGUCCAGUCAAUACCUGUUACAGGUUUUCCUGAAAACUACCUUUACACCAAAAUGAGAAAAUGAAAGUUUUCUUUGUCUUUGCUCUUGAUUUAAAAGAAAAUCACCCAUAAACCUAUAAAUCUGGGGGUGAAUUCUAGAGUAACAUACAUAUGUGUUAUGACUAACAGCAGUUUUACACUCAAACACACUUCUUUUCUGCAGAGAUACAAAGACUCAUAUCUAAGCAAGUGAUUACGUCUUCUCUCUAGUUAAAAGUGUAAUUUUAGGUCAGUUUAACCAAACUCAAUAAGUCUAGAAAAAUAUUUCAAGAUAUUACGCCCAAAUAACAAGAACUGCUUUGCUUGUAAUCAGAGCAAUUACAAAAAGAGUUUCUUGUCUUCUUUAAGAGUGCAUUACCUUGAAAGAAAAUAUGGGCUGCUCGAUUACUGCAAAAUUCAUAAUCAAAGUAAUUUUGAUUGAUAUUGGUAUUACAAUUGCCAAAGACAAUUAACCAUUACUGGAAAUUUACAUCGCACACAGCUGCCAAACUUAAAAAUACUCUUUAACACCCAAAAAGUCUGAGUUCUUAGAAAAACCAGAUUAUUUAUUAACGCGUGUCUGUCUGUGUGACUGGAUGAGAUACACUUUUAGGGGGCGGUCAGGCGGCUCAACAUGACGUCUCGGCUGAUUCAAGGACAGUUGUCAACCUGCCUCACACUGAGUGUAUUCAUAGAUCUGUUGCUCACACUCUCUCUAUUAAAGCUUUGAAGAUGAGCCAGUUUUUGGACGACUGAACGUAAACACAUUUGGUCCUUGUAAAAGGGGCAAAAUGAAAGUCGUCUCCUGCAGGUUUUUUCCAUCGCACAACAUGACACCAAAACAAAGUAAUGUGGAGUUCAUGAAGGGUUUCAGAAACUCACAAUGACUGACUGAUACCUGACUGGUCUACAUCACAGCAUUUCUUAUCCUGAUGAACAAGAUCUCUUUAAAGAAGCACAAACCAUUUUUUAAUCAUAUAAAUGAGAACAUUUUAACACUGUUACAUCCCAUAAACACUUCAGAGCACAUUGAACAAGUCAAGUCCAUGUCUGAAAAACCAAGUGUCCCACCUCAGUCACAGAGUAAAGGGAUGCUGGGGGACUGUUUACUCAUUUAAGGCCUAUCGAACCAUAAAAACGGUGAGAACAGCUGGUUGGCGUGCAGUUUUCUGCUUACUCAUAACGACAAACGCCCUUGAGUUCUAGCCCCACUUCCUGAGUAGUAUUAUAGCUGCUGCUGGAAAAAAGUGGAUGUAAAAAUAUGAGUGUAACCAAGAGGAACAAAAGCAACAGCUAAAGUGAGCUCCACAGAGGAGAAAGUGGUGAAGAAAAGAGUCAAGAAAAUAGAUGACGUUAUCAUCAGCUCAGCAAAUGUCUUCUUUAGACCUGAUGCUGCUUUAUUCAGUGUUUUUACUGGUUAUUAUUACUGAGACUGUUUGCUCUGAGAGCAGCAGAUCUCUAAGGAGAAUUUAUAACCUUUUAAAAACUUCCGAAAAACCAAAGCAAAUCAAUCAGGACAGGCUAGAUGACUUAGGUUUUAUUUUGCAAGCUUCAAAUAAGGAUGUGAAAUAUGCAGAGAUACACAAAAAGAGAAGCUUAUGGACCUUUAAAACAUUUUAAGAUACAUGCCAUGAAAAAAAAGCGAUCUCAUAUUAAAAAUGUGAAAUUUUGGGGGGUCCAAAUAAAGAACGAGCUCUUGGCCUUUUGCUGCACUGGCUCUAACAUGGAUCAUGAUUUGAAGCAGCACCAGGGUCUCCCUGGUGAAAAAGGGGUAUCGGAUAUUAAUAGUAGUGCUGACGGCUACAGUUCUCGCAAACAUCUGCAGUUUAAGGCUUUAUGCUUUGCCUCCCCCCUUCACCAUAUUUUAGAGAGAAAAAAUUUAAUUAUGUAUAUUUUUUAUCCAAAACUGCUGUGCUGUCUUGACUGCCUUAUCAAAUACGUGGGAAACUGCUCAGAUUUUGAUCUCAAACAUCGUCAACAACUGCAAAUUAAGGGACAGCAGGACACCUGCUGUUACACAACUGGGAACACAAGUUAAUAUGACAGAUAACAGAUAGAAAUGUGAUGGAGAUAACAGAUGUGAAACCAGCAAUGCUGAAGGGCUCAAAAUCAGUCCAGAGAUGCAGAUGGAGAAAGAGCGGAAACAAAUGCUAAUGGAGCGAGGACAGAGAGAAUAAAGUUCAGACAGCAUACAGAGAGUUAUUCUCCUGUAGUUUUGAACCGGAUCAAAGCCUGAGGCUGUUUUUUUGUUCUGCUGCUCCAUAAAACUCUGAGAUUCGGCCAAAACAUCUGGAUGGUCUGACACCCAGGGACAUGCUGCGAGAACAGAGCAAGCUCUGCAAAAAUUUAUUGGUCUUUUUCUUAAAAUGUCAGCUUUUAUCAGUUUCAGCUAAUGGCUUUCAACAGACACUGAAAGGUGAUGGAUGUGAAUGUAACAGAAGAUGUGAUCUGUGCUUAGGUCCAAGUGUUGAAAAUUUAAAGUUGGUAGCUUUGCUUUCAGACAAUUUAAUGAAAUAUGAGAGUGAGAUUUAAUGUUCAUAUUGUGUGAUAUCUGAGGGUUUGCUUGACCAUGAAUGAGAGGUCUGCUAAUGCCGAUACAGUAAUUUUACUUCCUGACAGCACCACAAGAGUUUUAGAGAUGUCAAAAUAAGCAUCACACUCUUUACAAACACUACACUACAAUUCACCUGGGGGUAUCAUUUAGAAAAAGCCACACAAAGCAUAUUUAGUCAUGAAAGAGCCACAAAAUCAUUAUUUUUUUUAUUUUUCUUCUUCUUUUAAUGCAGCUCUCUUCAUUGGCCUACCCAAAACAUUCAACACUGUGGGCCAUGCAUUCCUCCUACAAUGACUGGUUAGUGUGACUGGUUAGUUAGCUAGAAAGCCUGUUUAGUCACAGGCUUUCUAGCAGUAAAAAAAGAGUUCUAUUUUUUAUUCUUUUUAUAAAUGAUACAAAUCAAAAUGUGUCCAACCCAAACUUUCAUUGUAUGCAGAUGACGCUGUGAUGUAGUCAAAAUGGAGCUAUACCCAAGUUGUAUCUUGCUUUAAACACUGUUCAAUAACAUUUGCAUGACUUAAAAACUCGUUUGUAGGGGCAACAAAAGUCAGACUGUUUUUAGGUGGAAACCGGUGAGACAUGCCUUCAUUCUUUACUUUGUGGGCACACCGAUUGAGUUUGUACUCCAGAACAGAUAUCUUAGUUUUUUACCUGAGUAUUCGCUUUCUUUUUUGCUUCUUAUCCUGCAGCUGCUGAGAAGAUUAAACUUGAAGCUUGGUUUUAUAUUUCUGGAUCAAGUCCUGACGUUCUUUUUUGAGCCCCAAAAGAAACUCAUUUCUACCACUUUUAUAUCCAUGACCAUGGUGAUGUUUUAUUCAUGCAUGCCUUUUCCCAGAGUUUGCAUGCAUUAAACACUGUGUAUCAUGUAGCUCUGAGGUUAAUCACAAGAUUUUAAAGCCCUCACUUAUCACUGUUUGUCCACGUGUUUGCAAGUCUAUCACAGGGCUCCUUCCCAGAGAUGGGGACUCAAGUUUCAGACUUGGACUUGAGUCACACUUACAUUGCACACUGACCGGAUUUGAGACUCGACUGGGACUCAAACUCUGGAGCUUGUGGAAAAUACUUUUAUUUUGCAUAUUUGUCUCAGAAACAUCACAAGUGUAAUAUCAUUCCCACUUGUCAGGUGUAAUCUUCUGCUUCUGACUCGUGGACAGACACUCCACAUUACCUGUUGCUGCAUCGGAACAGUGUUUGUAUGCAUAAAUCACAACUAAAAAGGCCUCUCAAGCAUAUUUACUGACCUUUUUUGGGGGGGUCAUUUUUCAUACAAAUGAGACCGAGACCUACAUGCAGUGAAUGGUCACCUUUAUCACUGUAUUGUUUUUGAUUCUCUAAGUUUUGUUCACUUAUUGUUAUUUGCGUUAUUUGGGCUCCUGCUUGUGAGUUUUUCCUAAAGAUCAGGCACAGACAGGCUCAAAAAAACUGUAUGAAGGAGGCAGGUGCAUGUUCCGCAACAGAACCAUGAAGUCUAUUUACAAAUAGAUUUUCAAGUUUGUGUUCCAUUUAUAAGAACAGCAUGUUCACAAUAGAAGACUAACCUUUGUUUAAUUUAAGGCUAAUAAAGUCAACAGGUCUAUUCUAGGGGCAGCGAAGAAGUAAUAGUGUUUGUAAUGAAGCUAAUAAUUGAGGCUGGAAGUAAUAAGGCGAUUUAGAUCAGUUGAGGCAGAGUCGAAAACUUCUUUGUAACGAGGAUGAUUAUGGUCAGAGCAGCUGAAAUCCACAGCAGGUCCACUGCAGCCAGCCAUCUGAUUAUCGAUCCCAUCUGUACUGAAAACUGCUCUAUCCAGGAAAAGCUGUGUGUUUGAGUCAAUUCACUCACCUGCUUCCAUUGUAACCCAACCCUGGAUAAGAGAACGAAAAUGAAGGAUGGGUGAGUGUGCUCCACAACCAAAAAUUGGCACCUGUGGUGGCAAAGCGUGAAGUCACUAAGAACCACUGAAAGGUUUCAAAGUGAGGGUUCAGAGGUGGAAUGAUGAACCUUUAUGUAAAGCCAGCUUUUACACUGUGCCCACAUCCUUGCAUUGCCUUAAUAAUGAUAAUGCAUCAGAUUUUAUAUAGCGCUUUAUCAGAGACCCUCAAAGCGCUUUACAUUGGAUACAUCAUUCAUUCGCUCACACAGUCAUACUUUGGUGGUGGUAAACCCCCCGAGUAGUCACAGCAUGCCCUGGGGCAGACUGACAGAAACGUUGCUGCCUUUUUGCGCCUAUGGCCUUAUUCUUCUUAUACUUAUACUUCUUAUAUAACAUUUCCACUCAGUGUUGGGCACAGCACUUAACUUGCUUUGGUCUUUUUUACUCCCUCUGCUUCCUCAGUGCCCCCAUCAGAUCUACCAACUCGAAUCUCGACACCCUCUGCAGACCCACGGUGCACUUGUUACCCCAGAUCUCUAUCAGUGCUACUUGCUUGUGCGUCACUCUUGUUAUCAGGGCAGUUUGUUGACCCCUGCCCUCCCUCUGUGAAGUCACCCAGAGGGCCAGAUCACAGCAUAGCCAACAUGUGGUUUGAGUUAGCAUCUCAGAAACAAGCCCUCUAUACGUGGGGGUGCCUGCGCCGUUUCAGAGCUCGCCGCUCUGCAUGUGUACUCUACAACUGUGAGAGUGUGCAGAGGACUUGCUGUGUCUCUGUGUGGAGAGGGUGUAUGGUUUGUGUGUAGGUUUAAAGCUACAACAGGCAGUAAGGGUCAAUUAAAAAGCCAGCACACUGUGUCUCUAGAGGCUCGGCUGACAGAGGAACCAGCUGAACUUUCUCGUCUGAAUUCUUUGAUUUUUUUUUCUCCUUUUCUUUCUCCUCUCUGUUUAUACUCAUACAGUAUAUUGACUGCACAUAUUUAGUGAACCUGUGCUUAUAUCCCCCUCUCUGUGCCUGCUCUUGGUCAGUGCAGCAGCCAGGUGGAGGUUUUGGCUUUCGUCAGAGUUAAUCUGCACAGCAUCUCUGGAAGCAGCGCAGUAGAGCGGCUCGUUCCAGCUCUUUUCUCCUCGCUUGAUUAUUUGAUUAACUUCUCACUGCGUCACAACAUCUGAUUUCCUUCCGACUUGUUCCAGGUUUGCCCAAUUUAGCCAGAAAAGCCCUUAGUUAGGAUUAGCAGCUGCUGUGAUUCCUAUCUGAGAGCGUUUUCUGAUUGAACAGAGCGCCUGUUGUUUAAUCUGCAGCCGAAUGGAAGCAGACUAAACAUAAUGACCCCUGAGUAACUUUAAUAAGGUAUUACAAAUGAGUAAUAGCUCUGUCAGCGUGCAUGAGGAAUGAUGAAUUUGAUAAAGUCAGGGAUAAGAUCUGCAGCUGAAAGAGAAAAAUUAUUGAAAACAUGAGGUGGUGACAUAUGGGUGAGUCGGCACGUGAGAAUGAGUCAGCUGAAAGCGCUCAGCUUUCAUAACAAAACCAAACAUUCACUCAAGUGUGUCUGUAAAUUUGAGAAACUUCAAGUACUUUCUGGUCAUGACGGUUCUACAUUUACGUCACCAAACAAACCAAUGAUUUAGGAAAGCCCACAUCACAAAUGGCACCCAACUGCCAUCCAAAAUCACUGUUCAUGAAUUAUUCCUACAGUUUCUGUUAAUGGCUGUACCCAUAAUGCAAUACUGCUCUACUACCUGGAUGUUAACAUGGCUGGCCUGUCAUAGUGGAGCACCGCUCGGCAGAGGUUUGAUAAAUGGAGAUCAGUUUUAUGAAUGUCAUAUCUGGGUGGACUUCUCCUGUGAUGGGCUGUGAUUCUGAAUUUGUGCUCAAUAAAGUUAUAUUCCCUGAGUGUUUUUUAACCUUUGGACUGAUUGGUAAGCCUAAAUUAGAGCCUAGAUUGGCUCGAAUCCUGCGUCUACGACAGUGAAUGUCACAGGAGUGCUUUGGUGAUGGAUGGAGAACCACAAUCGUAGCUGUCAAGUAUCCUGUUUUUAAACUACUGUAUUUACCCCUUCCCGCUGUCUUCCCGUAUAAGUAUUCUCCAGUAAAUCUCCUGUAAUAUGAUAUAUAUUUAUAGAGGAAAACAUUAUUCUGCCUCACCAAACUGAACUCUGUCUCUAGUGCAGGCUAAGUACCCACCAACUUGUAAGUAGUGAUCACACAGACGAUGAAUUAACCCCGGGGGCAGAAAAAAUGUCCCUCAUUUUCUGAACCAAAACUUGAUCACAAUAUGGAACAACACCGGACAAACAUACAGCUGAUCAUAUUGUAUAAUAAAAUCCCAGCAGAUGCAGGUCCCUAAGCCAGUUUGACAACACUGGUUUUAUACAGAUCUCUCUUUACUAUCAGUUAAGUCACUUCCUGCAGGUUGUUGAUAAAAAUGCAGGAUAGAGCACCUCUUCAUUGGCUUUAAAAGAGCUAUGGCUCUUAGAACUUUGUGAAUCAACCUAGUUAAAAGCUGAAUCAUCAAACUACUCAGGGCUGUUUUAAUCUGAAUUUAACAGCAUUAAUCCUCAGCAGACCCCCCUGUAAUCUGGACUUUCCUCCCCCCGAUCAUCAAAUAGCCUCAGUGGCAGCUGCUGGUCCCUCAGGGAUCAGCCUGUUUGUUGGUGCAGCGGUAUAUUUAUCAACUCCCUUAGCUUCUCAGUGGCACUGAUAUCCUGAAGACAUGGAGUCUGAGGGAUGGAGAGAUUGAAUAUUUAUUUAUCAGGGGUCAAAGGUCACAGUGUGGCAGUGCGAGCUGGCACCAGUUGAUAUUCCCAGAGAUGGAGGGACCUGCUUUUUUAUACUCUCAUCUUCAGAUACAUUUGAUCUGAUGAACUUUAUGUGCUGGAUGCAGGAUUUAAUUGCUGCCAGGAAAGACGCAAACGUGAUUUUCACUUAUUUAUUUUUAAACAGUAUAGCACUUGUCUGUAUUUGUAAGUCUGUGUUGGGUACAAAGCAGCAAAGGCAGGGAUGAGAGAAGAACUUCAGAAAGUUAGAGACUUUACUUUUCCCCAAAAAGUUUGUCUGGUCUUAAAUAUUUAAAACUCUUAAGAAAAAGGUGACAAUCCUGCUCCUCUCUUUGCCCUCCUUUCUCCACCUGUUGCUGCCUGAUAGUUUGUACCACUGACACAGUGGUCUAAAAUUAAAUCUGUGGCUUCUUCACAGAAGUCACAGAUGUUGCACAGCUGGUUCUGCCUCUGGUUGAAGGAGAGGCAGAGCAAUUCCACUCUUAUGUUUGCUGGGAAGUGUCCCCAAUUCGCUUUAACAACAUGAGGAGGUGAUUCAAUCACUUUUAAUGUUGGCAAGGACAGCAAACUUGGUGAAGUGGGUUGGAGAUGACCCACCUUCUGUUCUGAUGUGGAAAUCUCUGACAUGUGAGGUUGUGACUCUUAAAAAAUUAGGACAUUACAUAAAUGGGAGGAUGCAGAUGUUUCAGGAGAAAUAGAAGAAACCACUGGAACUUCUUGGAGUUACAUAAACUCUGGAGCUGAACUAACUGGACAUACAUUUAAAAUGACCACCGAAGAAUGACCUAUACAUGUCUCACUCACUGGACCUAUUUUCAUAUUGUUAAUGAGCUGUGCUUCUCUUGCUCUUGUCAUUAAUGGACCACUUUUGUAAAUUUGUCAAGUUUGUAAUUUGAUUCCUUGUAUGCUUCUGGAAAACAGAAUAAAAGUUUCAAAUGCCAAAAAAUAAAAAUAAAAAGAGGGAGGGGCAGAGAGGGGAGACUGUGUAAAAGUGUCCUCCAGUUCUUUAGUUUACCGAUUGAGGUUACAAACAGAAAGAAACGUUUUUUGCCACAAUGUCAACAGCCAGAAACGUGUCAAACUUUUGCCUCACAUGGGUUCAGGUUGUCGCCAGCGUUGCUUUUGCUUUGAGAAUUAAUGACUGAAUUUAAGGGUUCUGACCAAUCAGAAUUUAACAGGUAAUACAGGGUACCAACAAACCAAUAAUACAUUCACUUUAAGAAGUCAUAAUAAGGACAGACUCCCUUUCAGGGUCACCCUCUCGUGGUUACGAAAGAAUUUGUAUCUGCACUUUUGGCUUUAUUUUUGUACCACUGGAGGUUUCAGUUUGGUGACUCAGUUGUACCAGAAGCAAAACAAAGAAAGCUGGGAAUGGAAAAACAAAAAGAAACUUGUCCUAUAAACAAAGUAAAUGAACAAAUACCAAGCCAAUGAUAAACAUAUCACCACUAAAUGAUAACCAAAAUAUGUUUACUUUCAGUGUAAAAAAAGAGCCACAAUACAAUCCAAAUUAAACACGCCUAACUAAAAAAUUUAUUUGGUGAUUUGUUCGUUUAAAGCUGCAGAAAGAAGAAACACAAAGGGAAUUUUCUGAAUAAAUCAGUGCCGUCACGGUCCUUCUCAUUCAUGUUUUUAUUUCCUGACAGCUGGAGAGUGUUGUCCAGAGGAACAUAAGGCCGGGCAUCUCUAACAUCCCUCCACACGUCGUUCACAACCAGACAGCCACCAUGCUGGAGAUAGGGACAAACCUCCUCACGCACACCGCAGAACAGACUCGCAAACUCAACGUGGUGGAAGCGAAGGUACAGAGCUCACAGUCCACUGAUGUUAGCUUUCUGAUGCAUACUGUCCAGAUUUAAUGUCGUCUUUACUUCCAGGUGAUGAACCAGACGUCCAGGAUAGAGAUCCAGCUGCUGGAAAACUCUCUGUCCACCAACAAACUGGAGAAGGAGCUGCUGCUGCAGACGUCUGAGAUCAGCCGGCUACGAGACAAGAACAGGUAGAUGAGGAGGAGUUUCUACACUGAGGUUAAAAACUGCCAAGACUCUAGACUCUCCACCAAAUGAUUAAAAGGACUUGACAGAAGUGGCAAUGACGGCUAUUAUUGUUAGGAAGUCCUCAUGAAGUACAGAAGUGAGUGAUCUGUAACUCUAAAUUAGAUCAUAAAUUUUAUGUUUAAAGCAGCACUCCCUCUUGAAUUACAUAUAAGUAUCCAAACGUGCCUCUUAUUGACAUGUAUUUUUGUAUUGUAGUCCAACUCCUUAUCCAGCCUUUGAUUUAAAUACAUUUUUCUUUUUCCUUUAUAAUUUUGGGUCAUGGUUGCAGGCCCACCAUGUCCACCGACACUUUUAAUCUUCUCAGCAACAUUUUCCAGCUCUGCACUGUGGGCUCCUGAUGUGUUUCCUGCAAUAAGUCAUCUCGUCCCUCCAGGUGCCUCUAGGCCUACCCUGGCGCGUCUUCCUGGUUGGUUACACCUUGAAAACUUUUAAAGGCAUCCAGGCUUCCUUAUCAAAUGGUGAAACCACCUGAACCGGAUUAUUCAAAUUAAAUAAAUCAGCAAAAGCUCCUAUUUGAGCUCCAGACCCUGUCUCUCAGGCUGAAUCCAGACUCUCAUAGGAGACUUAUUUGCCCUAGCGUUCUUGUUCUUUUGGUCCCUGGUAAAAUGACCAUAUUUGAGUGUUGGAGCGUAGAUCAGGCGUUAAAUGAAAAGCUUUGCCUCUCAUGCUCGGCUCCCUCUUCACUAUGAUGGGAUGCCAGCAUUACAGCUGAGACUGCACCAACCUGACUGUAAAUGGACUGAGUUUAAAUCUCUGUCUUUCCCUUCUGACCACUCAAAGCCCUUUUUACAUCAUGUGUCACAUUCACAAAUUCACAAACUGAUGUUAAAAGGGUUAAAAGAAAAGCUUUAUUGGGUUCAACAUAAGAUAAAGAAAAAGCACAUUAGUAGUGACAAAGCAGCUGAAAAUCCAACAUGAGUACAUGUUUGUUAGAACUGAGAAGAAGUUGAACUCAGUCUGAUUUGGUUCUGGAUUUUUCUCUGCUCUGAACCUUGAGCAGUUAACAGACUCCAAAACCAGCUUUGAACAUGUUGCAUCUCUAUUUCUGUUCUGUCUAUAUUUUCCAAGUACCUGACAGAGGACUUUCACACGAGCUUAGCAGACAUCUAAGACAGUACUAAAUCAUCCUUUGUUGUGGUUUUAGUUCAAAACGUCAUAAAGCACUGACUGCUAAUUGUGAUUAAACACACAUCUCCUCUCUGACUCCCAGAUGUGAAAGUAAAAAUCAAUACAAACCUUAUCAGCUGUUUCACAUCUGAGCAGAGAGAGCAUCUGAAGCACAAGCAUGUGCUUUGAGAUGAUGGACUCACAUCCACACAGCUGUUUCUGCAGGACACGCCAAUAUUUACAGACAUAAUAUUUUCUCUAUUUUUCAUGUUGAGCUGAACUUGGCUGAUGCUCUGUGAGCUCAAAACAUGCAGAGUCAUUAUUAUCAGCCUGCUCUUUGUUUACAGAUAUGAUUAUGAAGAUGGAAGGAGCCCAUUCAAAGUGCAUCUUUCUUCAUUUACAGUCAGUACAUCAGCAGCAGCAGUGCAUUAUGGGACAUUUUGGCCUCACAUUUUUCACACUUUGCGGUCGGUGUUUCCUGCACACAGCUUUGGUGUUGACUGAGCAGAUGUUUGCAGUCACUGUAUCUUUGGAGCAGGUCAGAGCUCUAAUUAAUUCCCCUGCAAAUAAAUGUCCAGGGAUCUGACCUGUUCUUCUCUUUGUCUUCAUCAAGCACACAUCUUUUUUUUCAAACAUGUUUGGCUUACUUUAUGGAAUCUAGGAGACAAAAUAUCCCUUUACAUUCAUAAUUGAUCACUAAAUAACUCAAUUAAAACAAAGGACACACUGACCUCUUUACAGUGAACUUUCAUCACAGUGGGACUGAUGAUUGUAGUUGAAGCAGCUGGACAUCUGUUGCUGCAAUCCAGAGGAACCUACAGGAUGAGGGAGCUCAAGGAGCUCCAGAAAAGACUGUAGUUAGUGACUCCAGUGGAUUGAUUUUCGCCACCUUCCAAUUCCUACUGGAUGUGUUUUGUGAGGCGAGUUUUAGACAGCGGGAAUUGCAAGGGCUCACAAGAAGCCGCAAAUUCACAUGCAAUCACACGAUAACGAGUUGUCUCUAUAAAGACAGCCACAUAACCAUAUAAGCAGUAGAUCAAACAAGUGACUUAACCAUGCAUGUUCAUGCACUGACUGUGAUGUAACACACUCUCGAAAUUCAUUUUCAAAUUUGACAAUGAAACAGCAAAUGUGCAAACAAACAAACAUCCUCCAUCUGUAUGUGUUUAGGGGCGUAUGCAGACUCAUUAAUCAAAAACACACACACACACACACACACACACACACACACACACACACACACACACACACACACACACACACACACACACAGCAUAGCAGCAGCAGCAGAGAGAUCAGUGACUCUCCAUCAGUCUCUGUAAAUGAAGUUUCGUUCAUGGUCGGGUCAGCAUGUUGAAGUGAUCAGAAACAGGAGCUGGAAAAGCGUCUCAGCUCCUAAUGUGACCAAAGUGUCCCCUUUUGACAUACAGGGAGACCACAGCCGAAUGUUACACACACACUUACAUGACAGAGUGAUGGAGGGUGUAAGAAAGUGUAUUUCAGUGGGCCAAUACCUCAAAUAUUGAACUCAGUACAACAUUACCUUAUAUCACACCACUCCUCUCUCCAUUUACAGAGUCAAAGAUGUGGUAAUGUGUUUAAUCCGCUAUUACACACACUGUCAUUCAGACUUACAGAAAAGCUGACCUCCAUAGACUGAUGUCCUCUAUCAAAUAAAACUCCAACAGGUGAUUUGCUACACACUUGGGCAGAGCAGCUUGUGGAGCAUCAGCAAUGUUUUGAAACAUGAGGAGCAGCAAGUAACAGGAUAAAAAUAACAUAAACCAAAACAUGUUUCUCUUCUCUCAUCCCUUCAUUUCACUUAUCUGUUCUUUUUGUGGAUAUUUGAUUUCUUGUCACAUUGGUGGAAAGGUUAAAAACUUGUUGAACUGUUUUUUUUUGCAGUCAUUGGCAUUAUCUUCCAGGGGUUGAGAGGGAAACAAAAACAUACUUGUCAAAAACUUCUAGAAGACUUACAUUCAAAGGUAUCAGAAUGCUGACUGGGGCAACUUCACAUUUCAGUGUAAAAGCCCCUGAAAUUUUCCUGAAAUUUUCCUGAAAUUUUCCAUAGUGGGUGCCUAAAAGGGCUCUAGUAUCCAUUUUUCUGCAGAGUGGUGUGCUCAGUGGCCAAUAAUUUCCAAUGGUCUAAAGGUUUCAUCAGGAGGAAGAUACUACAAAUGCGGGACAAAUUUUUCAGGACAGCCUACACUAAAAUUUUUCCAAAAAAUAUCCAACACACUGAGUUGAAACUAUUUAAAAACAGGCAUAAUUAUUGUGGCAUGUACUUGGAUAUAGACAGAUUUCCCACAACCUCCUGUAGAGCCCCUGUCUCCUCCCUCAAUCUGCAUUGAGAGCCAGAAAAGUGAGUGUAAACUGACAUCCAGCCCAGCGUCAGUGUCCCAUAUUUCCCCUGUGGAGCUGCUGCCACUCCUUCAUCAGGUUUCAUUCAUUUGGCCCGUGUGUUGUUGAUCUAAGCGUGGGCUGGGUCUAUUUUCAGCAGCUGCUCUGCUGGUUCAGCUGCAGAGAUAACGAGAGCCGAGGUCGGCUCUGCAGAAAGAAUGAUGGUGGGGUGAUUAAUCUUUUAUUUCUUUCUUUCUUUACGGCCUCUCCACCAUGAGGAGGGACUCAGGAGUUACAGCCUCUGCUCUUCUGCUGAUGGAUUUGUUGUACAAACAGUUUGGAUUAGUGUCCUCCCUCGUGCGCACAACCUUCCUGUUAAACAAUCCGAUUUUAAUACGUCACAUUCCUGGAGUUAUUGUGUCUGACGUGGGAAAAAUGACUUUAACCCCCAACCUGCCUCCUACAGCUACCAAAAGUGUCUAAAUCAAUGUUUUCAUCUGACAAGGGAGCAAAGAUGUUUUGCAAGGUUGUUCAGACAACCUGCUGAGAAGCUGCUGUGCAAUUUGGUGUUCUUGAGAGUCCCUCUGUUUUGAACCACAACUAAAGUAGUCAUUCAACACCAGAAUAUUUUGUGAUUCUGGUAACACAUUAGAUGAAAUCUAGAGUUGUCCUGAUUCAAGGACUACAUCUCCCAUGAGCACUGUGGCCACCUUGUUAAAGAUGUGGCUGUUGCAAAGGGAUGCACAUUUGUUCAAGAUAUUUUGCAGGAUGCAGAGCAGAGAUAAGCUGAUUAAUCAAGAUGAUUUAUGGCAUUUUGAAAUAAUUUAGUAUCAUAUCGGCAUUGCUUUAAUUAGGCCGAUGCAACAACAAUCUUUUUAAAAUGCAGACACUUUUUCCAAUUCCAACUACAACAUAUCAGAUUUCAAACAGUCAUUGGCUGGAGUUUAACAUCUAUUAUUUUAUGAUUUAUGGAAGAAUGUUGUUUGUUUUAACUUCUGUCAAAAUGUUAGUCCUGUUCAUAAAAUCUAUAGACUAAACUAAUGUUUCUAUUUUUUUUUUAUAUUUCACAAAUAUCCAUCCAAACCAUGUCACUGGCUUCCAGAGCCAAUAAAGUAUGUGAUUUUUUAAUGUACACAGUAUUAUGAAUUUAAGAUUACUGGAUAUAAAUCUGAAAGACAAUACACUGAGCCAAAUAUUCAUCCAUUUAAAGUUCAACACUUUUCUCCUGUUAGUAUUAUUAAAUUAUUCCAUUCAGCUAAUGCAAAAUCAGAAACACCAACAUUAACAGAGACAUGAUACCAGUCUUAUAGUAUAUCAGCCAUCAGCCCCCCCUGCUGACUCAUUAAAGGUAUCAGCACCAGCUGUCUAAGACUGUUAUCAUGUGACCACCUCCACUGCGUGAUGAGCUGAUGUAUCAUCUUUACCCAUGAAAAAUUAUAAACUGCUACCUAUGAAACUUUGUAAACUCUGGUUUUAUCUGUAUAAUAGGGCUGCAACUAACGAUUAUUUUGAUAAUCGAUUAAUCUGCCGACUAUUUUAAUAACUAAUCGAUUAAUCGGAUAAACAGGCUAAAUUCAUCAAUGCAGCUGUUAAUAGCAAUAGCAUAGGGCUUUAGUUUAUCAUAUGAGUUUAUCUGCCAUGAGGUGUUGAGGUCUCUGCAUGUGUAGGUUACUGACUUACUGUAAUCAUCGGGUCUUUCUCAUCCUUAUAAAAACCUGCUCUAUUUCGGCGAGUGUCUGUCUUCUUCUGUAGUCAAACCGCAAGAUAUCAAAAGCUACCCGGAUACAGCAAUGCUGCUUUUUGAUUGGCUGUUCAGUAGAUAUACUUUAUUUGAUUGGCUUGCGCGUGGCACGCAGCUUCUGAACUCUCGGAGGAACUCAGUUGAUUUCCCCCUGUUCCAUUGUUACAGAGGUGCAACUUGGUGGACAUCACCGUGUUUAUUUAAAUGCGUGAGAAAUACAAUGUGUGGUGUGUGAGCGUGUGAACGAGUGGGAAUGCGUGUGUCAUACGCUGAAUGCGUGAGACUUGAGAGCCCUGUGCUUAUGCAUCAUCGAUGUACUCCCGUGCCAUGCAAAACGGGCUUUGCAAAUGUUGCACUGAACGCCUUCCUUUUCGGUCUUGGUAAAGUUUUCCCACACCACUGAUGUUUUAGGUCGGGAUUUGGGUUGGGUUGUGUCCAUGUUUUUCUCAGCCGCUGCCUCGGCCAUGGCUGUUUCUUUUCUGUGCGUCCUGCUGAUGUUUACACGCCGGUGUCCAUGGACAUAUAUAAAGACCCGACGAAUCGAUUACAGAAUUAGUUGGCAACGAAUUUUUUCGUCACGACGAAUCGACUUAAUCGAUUCGUUGUUGCAGCCUUACUGUAUAAGAAUGCAUAUUUUUAAAUUGGAACACAUAUGCGGUUCUACAUGCAUGCAUGUAUGUAUAUAAAUACACUUGUGUAACGAUGCCAAGUAAAAAGGUAACAGGUUUUCUGAAUAAAGAGCUAUGUGCAAUGGCUAACUCUCAACUGUCAAGGGUGAGUGAAAAAUAUCAAGAUGGCUAUUUAAUUUUUUAUUUUUUUUUUUACUUUUAUACAGAAUAUACUGAUCGAUAUUGCCAGUUUUGUUGCUGAUAAUCUCAUUUCACCAUCAAGAGGCAUCAGUAUAAGAGCGACACUAUCUCUACAUCAGUCAAAAACUCCCCACAGUGACUUUAGGGCCAAAUCACACCAUUAACUCUCCACUAGGCUGGAAAAAAAAUACGAGCAAGAAGUUUGCAUCUUUGCAAGAAAACUGCAGCUCAAACCAUUUCAGCAAUAAUUCUGUGGUGUUUUUUUUACUUUUAACCCACAUUUUAUUACAAAAUGACACUGCUCCUGUUACAAUAACAAAGCUAUGGUCUAAACCCAGACCACAUUUUUCCCCUAAACCUGAGUCAUUUCUGUGAUUUGACCUGAACUAGCCUCUCCAGUUUGUUGCACAAUUAUGUGCAGAUAACUUUCCAACAGAGGUUUGGAUUUGUUUUCUUUUAACAGACAGAGAUAAACACUGCUGUGUUGUUUAUGAAAGCUGUAAUAACUUUCUUUUAAUUUCAUUUUUUGAACCUUUUACAAGAGGCAGACACAGGUAAUUCUUUGGUAAAUGAUAAUGGCAACAACAGAGAAAAAUAACUGAUUGUGUGAAUCUGCUGAAGAUUGAUAUUUGAAGGUUUUUGAUGUCUGUGUGUCUUUCAGCCGUCUGGAGAGUAAAGUUCAGAUGUUGGAGUCUCUGCAGAAAGGAGAGCUUGAGGACAUGAGGGAGGAGAAGAACCGGCUACAGGUAUAGAUAUAACAGGGAGUUUGUUUGUUGAUCAUCAUUAGCAGGUGUCUGUGUAAACUGGUGCAUAAGAUUUAUGGAGCAUUUCAUUUGAGCUUGGAAGUCAGAAAUUCCUAAAUGCACACCGAAUACAUCUCUCAGAAAGCCCUUUUAAGUCAGAGCUCCAACUCUGAAACUUGGGGCAACUCAACCCUUAGCCCCGAAUCCAAGAUGGCUGCCUUCUGCAUCGACUACAAAACAGAUGUACUUUUAAUGAUGUUUGUUAGAAAGUUUGUCUUGUUUUGCAGUAUUGAUUCAGUCACCCUCAUACUUUUCAGCAAGUUUGAUUGGCAGACAUGAUGGCAUGUUGCUGUCAAAUGCAAACUAUCGUGCAGAGUGUUGUUAUUGUCUGCCAUGACUACCAAUGCUAACAACAUUAGCAACAUCUGAGUAUGUUUUUGACGUGUAACUGAAUCCCAAUAAACUUGAGAAUGAUGCCAUCCCUGGCUCCAACAUUCAAAUUCCAAGACAGAUGAAACGCACCACUAUUGACUUUUAACUUUUAGAGACUUAUCUGAAAUUAAAUCAGCAUGUUUUUAUGUAUAGUGGACGAUCAGGCAGUGCAUAAGAUAACAGGUGUGAGCCUAGACUCAUAAAUAAGGAAAUUACAGAUUGGAAGAUGUAAGGGAUUGAUUUGGAUUGUUCUCAAAAGGACUACUUUGUUUUUCACUGCAUGAAAAAAAGACCAAAAGAAAAGGACACAAAUUUAGAAUCUAUGCUUUUAAAUUUAAACCCAUAGACUUGAAACGCUGAAGGCAGAAAUAAGUGACCUGAUACUUUAUUGGUGUGCUUAUGAACAAACUAUGACUGACAUAUCAGCUGUAUUAAGGUCUUUUUGAUGGUUGGGAUUGUUUACUUUUUCUCAGUCAGUGGUCAGGACUCAGAUGGCAGCCAUUGAGUCUUUAGAGCGGCAGCUGAGGGUCGCCAGCAGCAACAACACAGCUUUGCAGAGGCAGCAGGUUCAGCUCAUGGAGUCUGUGCACACACUUAUUAACAUGGUGGCUACAACAGGUACACACACACAUACUCACGACCACACUGUCUCCCUCACACAGCAUGCAUGUGCAUGAUUUUACCAGCUAACUUUAUCAGCUUUCUGAAUCUGCAGCAUUCUGAUACUAUUAGGGUUUGUUCUAUUACAAGCCUUUUAUAGUAUGUGUGUGUGUAUGCGUUUGUUUUUCUAUCAUGCUAGGGUCCACACCCUGACUCGUGCUGUGGGGACCAAUUCAUGUUACACUCUAAUUUGUUCAUUACAACUGCAAAAAACAAUAAAAAUAGUGCCCUUUUAUAGAAUUUAUAAUAUUUGGACCCAACAUACAUUAUUUAGCUCACUUGCAUGCAUUCUAGUGGUCAUUGUUGGCAUUGCAGUUUUUGCAUAUGUAUUGCUCAGGCCAUUUUCCUGAGAAAUAUUUGAUUCUGUCUGUUUUUGUUUUUGGAUUCAGGAUCACCUCCCAGAAGCCAGAUGUGGAGGGACUGUGCAGAUGCUUUCAAGGCUGGUCAAUCUGUCAGUGGUGUGUAUCCCAUCUACAUCAGCAACAGGACUGAACCUGUACAGGUAUGAUGAACAACUGAGUCAAAGUCAUUUUCACCUCUGUUUUGGAUUCUGUAUUAAUCAGCAUCUUGACACUCAGGCUGUGAAGAUAUGUGCCAAAAACGUAUGAAAUUUGCUCUACAAGGCUCAUUAAAGAAUGCCAAAUUACCAUAUUUUUGUGGUAAAGCUGGGUCAUCAUUGAGAGUCAGAAUACAUAAUAUUGUUUGUUGAGAUAUCAGUUGAUUCUUUUAAUCUACACAAGAUCUUAUUGGCUUUUUAAAUAAUUCCAAUUUUUAAAGAAAUAAGAAUAUGUUUUGCUUUCAGCUUCUCAAAUUGCUUUUUCUUGUCAUGGAUCAAAUAAAUUGGGUAUCUUAGAUCAGGACAUGAGGACUUCAGCUUUUGAAAAUUGUUGUGUUGAUUUGGAUUUGACUUUAUAAAUGAAAUACACCAAAGAAAUUUAUCAAUAAAUCAGAAAAUUCAGACAGCAUUUUGAAUUAACAGUAUUAUAUUAUUAUAUAUUAUAAUAUUUUUUAUUGUUUAAAAACCUGAUGUUUCACAUUUGAUCUUGACAAACCAUCAAAAACUAGUGGCUGGAUCCACUUGGUAUCUGCAGCCAUGUGUUUAUGGAAGCAGAUUUACCUCCCAGUAAAGUCAUACACUACGUUGCAAUGUCAUGGAACAUUUUUUAGUUGACCUGAGUGAUUUUACCAGCCAUACUGAGACAAAUACUUGUUUUAAAAAUGACCUACUAUAAUCAAAGUUUGGUUCCUCAAGGUGUUCUGCGACAUGGAGACGGCUGGUGGAGGCUGGACAGUCUUCCAGCGGCGAUUCAAUGGCAGUGUGGACUUUCAGAGGAGCUGGAGGGAGUACAAAUUGGUAAGUUAGUUGAAUCAGGGCACCAAACAAUUAAGUAUCACAAUCACAUUGCAAGUAAAAUAAGUUACUUCUCCAAUCCUACAGGGUUUUGGGGAUGUUUUGGGGGAGCACUGGCUGGGUAACGAAGCUUUGUACCUGCUGAGCAGUCAGGGUCAGUACUCCAUGAGAGUGGAGCUGAGGGACUGGGAUGGAAACCCAGCCUACUCCCAGUAUGACCGGUUCACACUGACUGGCGAGAGGCAGCAGUACAGGUAAACAUAAUUGCAUAAUUGUCAUUUUACAGGCAGUUACAUAAUGGCAGUUCUGUUUGCAUGGACACUUUUACAUGUGAGAGCAUUAAUGCAAUAAAAAGAGGAUAAAUGUAUCAGCAAGACAUACUUAUACCCACACAGUUGUGUACACACACAAAUUCAGGUUGUACACAUAUCAUUUACUGUAUAUUUGUACACGUUUAAAAUACAGUGGAAAGCAUGUUAAGGUUCUGGUGUACAGUACAUCCAUGGAUUUAUCUGUAUCCACUUCCUCAGGUUGUAUCUCAGAGGUUACAGUGGUACAACUGGUAGACAGAGCAGUCUGGCCACCCAUGGGAUGGGCUUCAGCACACGAGACCAGGACAAUGAUAACUGCGACCACUGCAAGUGUGCCCUGAUGCUUACUGGAGGUAACUCCUUUCACCUUUUUUUAUCCUCUACUCUACCCUUCCUUCUCUUGAUCCAUAACGGAAUUUCCCUGAAAUUGCAAUCUUUAAAAAAUACCAGCCGUAGUCACCCUAAAGUCCAGCACUUGUCAACCUAUGUCAGUGCCAAAAACCAACAACUCUUAUGUCCUUUUUCCUCUCAAUGUGCUGAAAUUUCUGAUUUCUUUAUGACUCAGGCAAAACUAUGAAAACACCCAACGGCUACCAUGAAUCACUUUGUCAGUCACAAUCAAUGGGAAAUCACAGAUAAAGUAAAAGAAAGACAAGAAAACUAAGACCAUGAUCAGAAAGUGAGAGAGACUUAAGGUGUGCAUCGAGGAAAAUUUCUAUGUACCCAUUCAUAAUAAUAAAAUACAUCAGAUUUCAUAUAGUGCUUUAUCAGAGACCCUCAAAGCACUGUACAUUGGAUACUUCAUUCAUUCGCUCACACAGUCACACCCUGGUGGUGGUAAAUUACCUUAGUAGUCACAGCUGACCUGGGGCAGACUGACGGAAACAUGGCUGCCAAUUUGCGCCAACGCCACCUUCGACCAACCACCACCACACAACACUCACAAUUAUACACCAGUGGAGGACACACACUGGGGCAAAGUGGGCUAAAUGUCUUGCCCAAGGACACAAUGAACAGACUAGGGAUAGAGGGGAACCAAGCCGCUAACCUUCUACUUAUUGGACGACUGCUCUACCUCCUGAGCUACUACCACCCAGAGUAGUUCAGCCGCCCAGAAAUUUCCUAUUUCACCCAGAGUGUUUCCUAAAAUCUCUACGUUAUAAGUUUAUCUUCCCACCUCACCUUUAUUACUCUUUACUCCUGAAUUAAUUCAUUAAUAUGUCUGUCUCAUGCUCCUCUUUCAUGUAGCUUUCUCUCUCUUUCUCUCUCCAUCAGGUUGGUGGUUUGACGCCUGUGGUUUCUCCAACCUGAAUGGUAUGUACUAUUCUAUCGGCCACAACAUCAGGAAGCUUAAUGGCAUAAAGUGGCAUCACUUCAGAGGUCCCAGCUACUCUCUGCGAUCCACUGCCAUGAUGAUUCGACCCUAUGACUUCUAA